Molecule: messenger RNA, 64485 nt
Organism: Porites lobata
Lineage: Eukaryota; Metazoa; Cnidaria; Anthozoa; Scleractinia; Poritidae
Source: the annotation of a GenBank genome assembly
AUGUCAGUGUUUCUGGAAGGAAAUAUUAAUACCCAAUUUGCACACUUUAAUCAUCAACUUUUAGAUCAUAAGUGCAGUAGCGAUGAGUUUCAGUGUGACAAUGGGCAAUGUGUUAUGUCAUCUUUACGAUGUGAUGGAGAUGUGGCGUGCCUUGAUGAAUCAGACGAAAAAGACUGUGCAUGCUUAUCUAAUGAAUUCAAGUGCAAUGACGGGCUCUGUCUUCAUUUGACCAAGCUAUGUGACGGUCAAAAGGAUUGUUCAGAGGGUUCCGACGAAGCAAAUUGUGGUAAGGAUCAUUUACAGUUAAUGUGUCGAUUGAGUAUCAAUAUUCAUAUUCCCUACAUUAUUCAGUCAACAGAUUCGGAUUCAGUUCAAGAUAAGUGGUAAUGUUGAUAAAAUUAAUGUUUCAGAGAAGAGUUGUCCCGCCGAAUUUCAGUGUAUUGACGGAACAUGUAUCUCAUGGUCCUCUACCUGCAGACCACGUGAAAAGUCGUGCUCAGACCAUUCUCACUUUUCAACGAUUUGUGGUAGGCUAUUUUCAAGUUACACUUUCGUUAAUUUCAUUUUCAGAAGUAUGACUUUGUCCAUGAAGGUUAUAUCUAUAUGUAACUAUUUUUUAAAAGACAUCGCUAGGUUUUAGAAGUUUUUGGAAUUUAAACAAUGUCGAGGUCUCUCUAGUUCUGAUAAUUAUUUAAAAAACUGGCUCACAAUCCUUUACAAAGAUCGCUAUACGAGCUCACGGUUUCAACUUCAGAUACUUAUACGUCAAGUCGAGGCCAUGAGCAGUACUAACGUUUCUGAGUCCAAUUUGACACAGGCUCAGGAGAGUGCCCUUUGAAUGAGUUGGAUUGUACAGACAAACCAAACGACAUGCUACAAUGCAAUUCCUUGAGAGGUAUUUUAACUUGAUCAUUUUUUAGUGUUGACAGAAGAUGUGGCAAGAGAAAAGCCCAGUAUGUUUUAAAAAUAAUUAUGGUCUUUGUUAUUUAUUCUUAAAGAAAUAAACUCUUUUUACCAUUAAAAGCAGUUGAAGUCUGUCACAUCACAUUCAUAACAAAUUAAACUCAAUUGUAUUAGAAACGUUUUCAGUGGCGAAUUAAGUAGGUGGGGGGCUUGCUCAUUUAGUCUCUAAGAUAAGAGGGGGGCCCGGCCUCGAAAUUUUAUCUGUUGGUUCCGCAGGCCGAGAAAAAACGGGAGGGGCCCAGGCCCACCGGGCUACACCCUUAGAACCCUUACUGGUCCCAAAAAGAAUGAUAGAAAUGAAACUACGGCAUUUCAUCAAGGAAGUAGGAGAAAGAAUUUCACUAAGAAGUACAAUAUUAUUUUCUUUGGCUGUUUUGAAAUAUUUGGGUACUUGAAAUGAGUUGUAAGUUAAAUCUUAGUACAUCAUACUGAAAAUUUCACCUUUAGGUUAUUGUGGCUUUGAGAAUGACCUGUGUGGUCUGACAAGUGAAUACAUGAACACCACAGAUUUUCAGUGGAAGUUUGGUUCCGGCAAAACUCCAUCCAAAAACACCGGUCCUUCAUUUGACCACACCACACUUUCAGAAAAAGGUAAAACGUGGGAAAUGAGAAAGUUGAAUUAAUCUUGAAGAAAUUCAUUCGACUAGCAUUAGAUCAACUCUGAUACCGAAUUUCUUUGGCUAUGUAUAAAGAGUCCUCUAAAACUGAAAUUAGUGACUCAUCCUCAUAAGGCAGUAAUGAUAAAUAGAAGUCGUCUUUGGACAAGCUUCAUCACUAUAUUAGCCCAAAAUAGACCAAGUCCCUUUAAAAAAAUUCUGUUAUAGAGAUCAUUUUUUUAAUAGUUGAGUUUUCGGUCACCGUUUUCAUCUGAUCAGACUUGUUAACGGAAGGCCAAAUGAAUCCAUGAAAAAGGACAAGUAGGAAGAUAUUACCGUUCAAUUUUAAUAAAUUGACUUGUCUGUGAGCUAACUGACCAUGUGACUCUAUAGACGAUAAAUAAUAUACAUUUGUUUGUCAAAUAUUAGUGAAAAUAAGUUAUUUUUAUCUCACCUUCUUUGUGGGCAAGGUACAUACAUUUUUAUUGAAGCCUCAAGGCGUUCCCCUGGCAUCCGAGCUCGCCUGAUCAGCGACUGGUUGGCACUAAACAAGUCAGUUUGCUUGCAAUUCUGGUACCACAUGCUUGGAAGGCACAUGGGAGAACUAAAAAUUAAGACUAGAACGAAUGAUGCAGAAAGGCUUCUGUGGAAGCAGGGAAUGAGGGAUCUCGGAGAUAAUUGGAUCUUGGCGCAGACACCAGUUCAUGUUACCAAACCAUUUCAGGCAAGUGUGUGUAUUUACGUUAUCACCUAAAGUUGAAGAAAGGCUAAGGCAAGCAUUUUUUUUAGUGCAGCAUCGCACUAGAUCUCUAAUACAUUUACAAUUCAGCAUGGGCACAUUACGAAGACUCCGCCAUAUGGCCAUUACAAUUUACAUGCGCAUUCGUGUCAUGUCGAUCUUUGUUAGAACUUCAGCUCAGGGGCGGAUCUAGGGUUUUUCCAAAAAGGGGGUUGUAAGUAUGAGAGUUCAAGGCAAACGUCCCAGGGGCAAAGGAAUGGGGGUGGGGAGGGUAAUGUUUGAAUAUGUAGAUUUUCUUUAUUUUGAUUUCAGGUAUAAAUUUGUCAAAUUCGAGACGCUAUUAUUAAACACUAAGAGUACAGUGCAACACCGAUAGUUGUUUGUCUCUUUUUUUACCUGCCUAUUUAAUGAAACAGACUAGCUUGAAAGAGCCUUCUAAGGAUGAGCCUUUACAAAGGCUUGCUGGCAUAUCUCGUCUACCUCUACCUCCAAUCUCUCGGAGUAGUACAUGGCAAUCACCGCGAGAUCAGAGAACUGCUGUUCAGACACUGUUGACCUAAAGCAGGUCUUGAUUUAUUUCAUGUGAUCGUUAGGGAGCAGGCAAUGACCAGAACGCGAUAGAUCUUUGGGGAAGCAUCUUCAUCGCCAGUACCUAAUGCUAAUAAAAGGUUGUUUGGAAACUCCCUGUCUGUUGACUGACAGAGUGUUUUCCUUCUGCGUACCUCAUUUCCAAGGGACUGAGAAAUGGAAUGUCUUUCUCCCAGAACAGCACGCCUUCUACUUCAUCAUCCAGCUGCAGUGCCUUAUUUACUAUAAUCGACGGCGCGAGACAAAGCAGAUGGCGGGCGUGACGAUCUUCGUCGGACAAUUUAUCUUGCAUUUUGAUGAUUAAGGAGUCAAGAAGAGGAACAGCUACAGUCUUCUUGUAAUGAUCGAUUGGACAGGAACUUAUAUUAUAACUUAUGACAUAAUUUUUAGUAUGAAAAAGGGGUUGACAUGGGUAGCCAGACAAGUUUGAAAACUUCCCAAAGAGGGGGGUUGCAACCCCCUCAACCCUCCCCUUGGAUCCGACUCUGAAUGCUCACUUAUAACCACAAGCCUUGCCUUACACUGAAAAGGCGAGGGCAAGAUCAUUCCUUAAAAAAGCGGCUAAACUUAACCCGGAGGGAGACUCUUUCCUUUGGGCUUUUUCAUGAAAAUGAGUCCUGACAAGAGCGAAACUGCUUUUCACGGCUGUUCCGCAUGUCUAAGGUAUUUUUCUAUUACCCAGAGCUGGUAUGUAGUGUGCUGAAUUAUGGUUUCGUUGAUAACUUGAUACUUAGACAAUCAAUAAAAAAAUGAAACACCUCAAGAGGAACCAGAAAAUGUUCCAGGACUAGUGGUAACAAGUAUCACAUACAUCGUACAUUUUAUGCGGACCGAUACUGGCUGAACAUUUUAAUUUAUGUUUAUUUGUUUUAUACACAUGCAGCUUGUCAUCGAGGGCGUGAUUGGAAAUGGUCUUGAAGGUGACAUCGCAUUAGAUGACCUCGCCGUCCUCAGUGGAAACUGCAACUUAAUAACACAGCAGGGUUUGCUAAUCCUCAAUGAUUAUUUUUAAGUUAAUUAAAGUGGGUUGGUUAAAACGUUUAACGUAGACCGGGGUUUUGAUAGGAUAAUGAAUGGGCUCUUUAUAUCUCUUUUUGUUAACUAGUAGAUUGGUUAAGACAUUUCUAUUCAACUCUCCUGCCAUCCUCGGAGACCCAGGGGCAGAGUGUGGGGGCGAGGGAAAGUCUAAACAGGCGGGAAAAUAUGGCACGAAGAAAAGUAAAGAACGGCUUGAAGAGCCCCUGGGGACAAUGUCUUACCAGACCAGUUCCAAACGGUCGCCGCCAUUCUGGCUUCUGAUUGGUGCCAGAAAAACAAAAGUUUUCUCUCCUGCAUUUACCCGUUGUUUAUGUUUUUGUUUUUCUUUCCAGUAAGUCCUGACUGUGAUUUCAGCUUUGGAAUGUGCGGGUGGACUGGGCACGAUGACUGGAGGAUUCACAAAGGUUAGCAAGAUAUCUUGUUUCUAAAGCACGAAAUUCAGGUUUGCUUUAUAUUCACUUGCGGGCAGCCUGCUUGCUCAGACCGCGCCUUGGUUUAAGCCAAUGGCUGUGAAGUCUUUCGUAUUUAAAGAGGAACGCGUCAGCGCGCCAAAAGUCAUCUCUUACCCGCCAGUUAAUACUCAAAAAGUAUGAAAUGGACGGAUGUAUGAAGAAGAUAGCGCGAAGGCGAAUCUAGAAGUUGAUGUUAAGUAAAUAAUAAAUAAAUAUUUUAUUGAUUUGUAUUGCGCAAAUAUCAAUCCAGGGAAAGAAAUUUUCAUCUGCGCAUAACAUUGACUCAACAAAAUCCUAAAAUCCUAGUACAUAUUGCAAAAGUCUUAUUUACAGAUCUUUCCUGAAAAUUAGUAAAAAUAACAAUUUAAAAAUAAAAAUUAAUCUUUAAAAUCCUAUAUACAAAUCCUUCUUAAUAAAGAGAAUAAAAACAAUAAAUUAGCUGGGAAACGCCUUCUGAAAUAAAUGACUUUUAAGAGCCAAUGUCGGAAAAUAUCGCGAAUCUCAAAUCAGUUCCAAAAAUUCCAAUUUUGGCUGAUACCACCCAAACAUCCCUUUAGGGGAACUCUUUCAAGAAAUGAUAUUAAGAAAUCCCCAAGCGCUUUACAUUUUGAGAAUUUUAGAAAAGUUCGAAAAUUCGCAAAAAAUACAUUUUUUAAUUCAGAAAAUGGGUGCAAAUUUCAACAGAUUUCAACGAAACAGUACAAGCGCGCAAAAGCUCCUAUUGACUUGAUAUUGCUCAUAUAUUUAGCAGACAUCCAGAGCUUUAAGACCGCGUAAAGAGGUUUUGCAAAAUUACUAUUUUAAUAUAGUUUCUGGCUUUUAUUGUGUGCGCUCUGAUUGUGUGUUGCUUUGGCCGUCAAAAAAACGCCCAACUUCAACCGUCAAAAGUCGAUCCUGGUAUGUCACAAAUUGAAAAAAAUACUAUACCAAACGAAAAACCUGUUAUUCUUUUAAUUACACCUGAAGUUUUAGCUCUGCGAAUUUAAACGCUUGCGAGAAAUAAAAUUUUAACUUGUGCCCCCCAAGUCGCCUGUCCGCGACAAGAACGGGAAUGUAAACAAAGGAAACAUAUGCAAAUCGAGGAGAAAAUCACACGGAAGUUAUAGCUAGCACAUCAAAGGGCAAAAAAUUGAUGAAAAUUCUGUUAUCUAAUCAAUUAUUGGUACCUGGGAAGCUACUAAAGCGUAAUUGUUCAUCGAAUAAUCUAAAACAAGGAAAAAAAUAAAAAAGAGUGAUGGGCCAAAUGCAAUUGCUCACAAAUUUUGAUCGGGUAAAUUCCCGGUACUGAAGUAACAGGCGUUCGGUCUAUCAAUCAUUUCUGUCAACUUCAAAACCGCAUUGGCCAAACUAUGUCAAGAAAAAAAAGUUACUUAGAUAAAAAUGAACUAUGAAAUCCAAGUCAAAACUAUUGUAAAUCUGGACCUCUCAACAAAAUGGAAUUACAGACCACAAACAAACACUAAGCGGACCGUAAUAAUUGUUUCCCAAAUAAAAGAGAUUGUUCGUGCCCAAAGCCAAAAGGCUUUAAGAAGGGCCGUCGAUAAAAUCCGGAACAUGGAACAUCCCGGAACAUUCCGGAACAUUCCGGAACAUCCCGGAACAUGAAAAAAUUAAAAUAUUUUUUAUGAAAAAAUGAUUAAUUAACUAAAUAAUAAUAAUAAUAAUAAUAAUAAUAAUAAUAAAUAAUAAAAGGAACAAUAGAUAGAAAACAAUUUUUGCAAAAAUUUAUAAUAACAAAAUAAAUAACAUAACAUAAAAACGAAAAAUAAAGAAACACACCAAGAAAGAAAGAAAAAGAAACUGGUAUCAUCUCCGAGUACGAGAAAACAAUAUUUUGUUGCAAUGAAUUUUCUGCAGUGGGCGAGUAAGGGUCCAUUCAAAUGACAGUCCCCAGUCAUCCUACUCACCCUGGUCACCCUAAUGAGUGAAGGCUUGCUUCUUAAUUCAAAAUAUAUUAAAAUGGGUCGCGAGGAGAGGGUUUUCAGGCUUUCGUCACACAGCCACCUCUUGUAAAGGUUUGCCAUGUGGUUUAACGGUUAUCCAUUUACGGCUUUGCGACCGAAAGAAGAGCUUAGGGGCUCGUCGCUUUGGACUUGGAUAAUUAAAUUAAAGAUUCAAAUUCACCGUGAAUAGUUGCAGUGGCAGUUAUCAGUUAGCCUGAAUUUUAGCCGUCUCCCCGCAAACUCCUCCUGCGACUAGAGGAGACGUCUGAAAUAUCAUGCUGACUGUAAACAGUAUAGAAACUACUACGAAUGUGAGUAUUGUCCACUAAAAUCCAAAGACAGGAGCCCCUAUACUCUUCUUAAGUUCACAGAGCCGCCUAGUCUGUAAGUAAUUCAUGUUCAAAGAAAUCAAAGCACCUCAAGUAAGCAAAUGUCGGUUAUAAGUAAGGAGACUAUAUGUUGGCUUGAAAUGAGCUACUUACCGACUUGGCUUGACAUGAAAUACUGCAUCGACAUUUCAGACCAUUGCAUAACCGUAAAUGGAUAACCGCCAAAUAAUUAACUCACGGCAAACAAUUACAAGAGGUAACUGUGUGAGGAAAGCUUAAAAAAGCCCCCUCCUCGCGACCCAUUUUAAUAUAUUUUGAAUUUAGAAGCAAACCUUCACUCGUUACUGUCAUUUGCAUGAACCCUCACUCGCCCAACAAAUUUUAAUUUGUUGCGACAAAAUAUUGUUUUCUCAUACUCACAGAGGAAAUCAGUUUCUUUUUCUUGAUUAAUUGAUUAUUUUUCGUUUUUCUUUUGUUAUUUUACGUUAUUAUUAAUUUUUACAAAAAUUAUUUUAAAAAUAUUAUUAUUAUUUUAUUAUAUUUUUUUUCAUAAAAAUUAUUUUUAUUUUUUCAUGUUCCGGGGUGUUCCGGGAUAUUCCGGAAUGUUCCGGAAUGUUCCGUGUUCCGGGUUUUAUCGACGGCCUUUUAGAUGCAAGUAUUUCAAAGCAAACAUUUACAAUAAUGGUGAACACACCUUCCUGAAGGGUCCUCAACAGACAUCCACCUUUAAGCUUUGAGAUUACGAAACACGAAUAUUGGUUUUCGACGUUCGUCCAGGAUUUGUAGAAACUACUGUAAUACCCUCCACCCAGUCACAGUGUUAGAAAGUGUUCAUAUCUUUCUCGUGAUGUAAGGCUCUUAAGGUUACCUGAAUAAAAUGACCUUAAACUAGCGACUAACUGAAAAUUGUAAUCUGUAGUAUACGUCCGUAAAAAGAUUUAGGCGCCAAAUGUUGGUUCUCCUAACUUGGUGUCAAGUUACGUGUAUGGUGAUUUGAAUAAAUUACUCUGCAGCCGCUCACGCAAUCUUUCCCGUGUACACGUAAUCACCUAAUUCUGUACAGUAUGUCGAAAUCUAAAAAGAACUGCCUUGCAUAAUCGACACAUGGUAUAACCUAAAGCGUUUAUAACGAACGUGUGUGGAAAGAAAAAAAUGUUGUGUACUUUUUCGACUCUUGUUGAUGGAAAUUUUAAAUGCGGUGUUAGCCAGGAAUAUCCUGGUCAAUACGAAUGUAUACCUCUUGGUAAAUGCGAACGAGACAUCACGAGACACCUGGAAAUGUAUGGCCUCAGUGAAGAUCCAUCGUUGGAAAGUGAAAGGAAACUGCUACUAGCUCGUGUAGGUCAGUAAACGACAAGUGGUUGAAUUUUACUUUGUUUUGAUGUUCUGUCAGCACCUAACACAAUUCUAAUUCCGAAGGUUUUUUUCUAAUCAGGAAUUUUUUCGCCGGAUGUGUCUCAUGACCUUAUAACUAUAUGUCCCCGUCAUCGGGCGGAAUAUGGUAUAAGAUGGAGAACAGGGAAAACUAUGUGUUCGGUUCCAAGCCCAAUGAUCGCACAUAAGUCAGCAAAAGUAAAAGGAACACGCAGAAUAAGCAGUCAACUAUCUUCACUUAUUUUGAAGGAAACAGGCCAGCUAAUUGUUGUUGGAUCGCGUAAGUGAUUUUUACGUUAUGUCUUGUAAUUUUACUGAAAUUCUUAGGAGAGAUUGAACGCUCUGACUCUGUUAGUAACAAACAGCGGCUGGGUAAGGAAGUGAUGGAAUACAGGGGUGGUUUAUUCACCAGCUGGAAGUUCGGCUUUGUUUUUGAUUCUCGGCCGCAUGACCUUCAACUUCCUGCGCUUGAGCUUUUGCACAUUGCAUUUGAGUUCUUUAUGGAAAACUGAUACCAAGUUCAGGAGCCCAUAAGAAGAACCCCAUCUCUAUUAAGCCACCCCUCAGGGGAGUAGGUCCCCCAUCUCUAUUAAGCCACCCCUAGGGGCCUUAAUCGAGGAUUUUCUAACAUACUAUUAUUUCACAUUAGCUAUUUGCUCGACUUGCUUUGGACAUCUGACGAGGGAAGAGGAAAAACGUCUAGUGGGCGCUGGAGCAAUAAAGAAGGGAUCAGAAGGACCUAAGGAAGCUAAAGCUGAAGAGGAGAAGUUAGAAGGAUCUAUGGAAAGUGGGGAUGAAGUAAAGAAUUUAGAAGGACUCUUGGAAACUGGUGAUACAAGGCUGGUAUGUUGAUAAGCCUAUAAAAUAGGUUAUUUACUCAAAAUAUUUCUCCGUUAUUGAUUGGCUCAAACCCCCCCCGCCCCUAACCCCCACCCAACCUCCCCCCCUAUUCUUUGUAAACAGCAAACAUUGACGACGAUUGUGAUAUCUUGAAAAAGAUGUCAAUAUCACAGGAAAGACGCCAGAAAAAGAAAGGUCAAUUGAGAAUUACUGGGGUCGAGUCGAGGUUGCCACUAAGCGUAAGCCAGUUCCUGUAACGCAUGAAGCACCAAAAGAAAUGAUUUUAGGCAGACCGAGGAAGGUGAAUUCGGCCGAGGCUGAAAGGCUGAACUUCAACCCAAUCAAACUUAAAGAAGCAAAAAGCUGUGAAUAAAGUGCCAUCAAACGAGCAAAUUGUUCACCUGCGUCUUCGAUGCGGUUUUUUUUUUUGUCAAACUGUAUUAUCCUCUUAUCCUUACAAAAUCGAAAAAUGCGGCAAACCGGUUUAAACUGUAAUGGGAAUUAAAAGGAUUCUCUAAUUUUUUAUUUAUUUUAAACUGUGUAGGAAACUGAGGAGGCGACAUCUGCAGACAGUGAUGUCUCUAGUGCUGUCCUUGGUGCAUUAAGCAAGUUGGAAAUGGCCGAUGAGACCUUUUUAAGCCCUGAAACCAGGAGCACAACGUCUACUCAAAGCGAUGAAAUUGUUCCCUCCCAAGCAACAGCCGCAGAAAUGCAGCGUAGCCUUCUGAAUGAGUUCUUGGUGGCUUGGAAUAUACCGCCGCUUCAAAGAAAAUGGUUGGACUUUAGCGGUUGCAGUGAAUCCACUAAACAAAGGUAUACAAGAAGAUCAAGCGACAUCGUAGCUGCAGUGCUAAAAACAAUUUCUCCCGAAGAUGCUGGCCUUAUUUGGAGAGCCAUGACAUCAACAGCUUCCAUGAAUAAGUUGCUUGGUAUUGAAGAUAUCUCAAAAGCAGAUCAGCGUUACCUAGAAGCCCUAACAGAAGCGUAUAAUAACGCCGAUAGCUGGGAUACCCGCCGACAAAUCCUUUCUGUAAUGACUGGUGUUGCUGGUUUUAAAAUUUUAGCCGGGUAGGUACCGGUACUCUAUGGCAAAUCUGCACCGCCUUCAGUUUGGUCGAGGCGCACCUGUACCUCCUCGGGUGUCAACAAGAAUAAAAGUAGAUCUAAAACAGUUAGAUCAUUUUCCGUGCUUUAUCACAAGCCCACACUUAGUACAAGAUCUUCCGCUCGGACAGAAACAGUUGACUCUUUCGACGGGUCACGUCAUUAAAGUCCCCAACGUGAUAAGAACCAUGAUACCUCAACGAAUCGUGCGUCAAUAUACUCAGUACUGUGAAGAGACUGGCUUUAAGCCUUUUAGUCAAAGCACGAUGUUGCGCGUUUUGUCUCAAUGCAGUGCGUCAGUAAGAAAGUCUCUUCAGGGACUCGAUUACUAUGCCGCGGAUGGUACGCGAGCAUUUGAUGACCUGAUAUCACUGGUGCGUAAAAUAAAUGAAGUGGAAAGUGACAUGGAUUGGGAAAGACGAAUGAUCGAGUCGCUCAAAGCUGCUAAGCUUUAUCUAAAAGGAGACUACAAGGUAUGUUUUAAGCAAACAGAAAAAUUUGAUGGUUAAUGCAUUAAUAAAUUUGGAGUAUUGAUAAGUAUAGGUACAUUUCACCUCAGUUCCCGCCUAAUCGUUAGUUACCUAUAAGAUACUGGAGACAUCAUUGUUUACAAACAUUGUAAUUUGUAACGAGUGAAACAAAAUAGUCUUUUGUUACAAGAACCAAAGCGCUUCUACCCUGGAAGAGACUUUUCUUGCCUGGUUUCCGGUUUCUGUAAAGCCUUAACAGUGAGCCGCAUUUUUCUCAAGACUUCGGCCGUCGGCCGACGCCGAGGAUUCCCGCAGGCCCUCCGCGCGCGAAAAAAACCCUGGUACCCAGGGUAAUGCACUUCUUGUUGGCACAUUAAUUAUAUCAAUAGGUGAGGUAAGCUUGAGUAUCGCUAUAUCCUCAUCCCAUGUGGGAAAACGUUUGUGUGAAAAGCGUAUAACUUGGGUAGCAAGCACAUACAGGCGCAAAAAAUGUGAACCGCUGUUGUGGAGUGUAGGUGAUCGCCCGAAAUAAGUUGAUUAAAUGAGGCUUAUUGCUUUUGCAAUGAAUUGAUUUGUUUGCAGGUGCAUUUGGAGAAGGAAGCUAGCAUACCAGAUCACCGUGUAGCGUUUUCAUUGAGCGAUGCUAGCGAUCCAGACUACCUGGUGCAGUGCCAACACAAUAACGAAGAUAUCUGUGAGCAGUGUGAAGCGCUAAACGAAACUUUAAGGGAAACUGACAGUCGCAUUAACUGUUGCCAUUUUUCAUCUGAUGACGAGCGUGAAGAAGCGAUUUACAUUAUGCAGUCAUCGAAGCUUGCCAUCCGUUCAUGGCAGUGCCACAUAUUACGAUCAUUUAACCAAGACCAUGCGCGACUGGACUUUCUUGACCUUCUUGACAAUGAGACAGUACUCAUUGUCAACGACUGGGCGAUGAAGUUUCUACCACAGAGGUACCGAGAAUCGCAGUCUGACUGGUUCGGAAAGCAUGGCAUAUCUUGGCACAUUUCCGUGGUCUAUAGAAGAUCUGACAGUCAGUUACAGUGGCAAGGAUAUGUUCACAUCAUCCAGUCAUGCAGUCAGGACAGUACCUCUGUGAUAUCAGUCAUGCAGGAUGUGCUUCGCUCUAUCAAAUCCGAGUAUCCAAACGUAACGAAGGCCUAUUUUCGGCAGGACAACGCUGGAUGCUAUCAUUCGUCCGCAACGAUCCUUGCGUGCCCUGUAGUUUCGAGUUCUACAGGAGUCCAGAUCAGACGCAUUGAUUUCAGUGAUCCACAAGGCGGUAAGGGAGCUGCAGAUCGCCUUGCAGCCACAUGUAAGGCUCACGUGCGCAUUUUCAUCAAUGAAGGCCAUGAUGUCACGAAUGCCACUCAAUUAAAAGACGCUCUUGUCUCACAUGGAGGAAUUGAUGGCGUCCGCGUAGCGUGUCUGGAAGCAGUCACAACGGCAUCACCAAUCAGCGAACCAGCGAAGAUCCACCAUGUCAGUAAACUCAACAACUUUGAGUUUACAGAAGGUGGUAUCAAAGCAUGGAGGGCAUAUGACAUUGGCAGAGGAAAAGAAAUCAAAGCCGAUACUUCGACAACAGGUAACGCACAGUCUUGAAGUUUUUGUUUUUGUUGUUUGUAUUUGGGACUGCCGACUAUUUUAAAUUUUCAUUAAAAAAACUUAAGGAUAGCUAAGAAACCCCUACGUAACCGGGAAGAUCAACUCAAAAGCAAUAAGAGCAAUGGAAAAAAUAAUACCAAUAUAGCAAUACAUACAAAGCUCCUUAAACUGAAACACAAUAAAAUAAUAUCUAUCUCUACACUGAAUUUGUUCGUUUACCCAGUGUCGUUUUGACACUUAUAAAUUUCCCUAUUUACAGAAUCCGAAAACAGGUGGCUAGAAUCUACAUUUUCUCCGGGGAAAUUCAAGUCUUUCGGCCAUAAAGAGAAAAAGCAUGUUGACCACGACGAGUCUCCAAAACAAGAGAGAGAUCCAGUGACGUACAGGAGAGUCAGACCAACCAUGGUUUAUACACUUGCCCCGAGAGUGGAUGUACAAGGGUUUUCCAAAGACAUUUGGCAUUAACGAAACAUCUGUCCUCUGAGAAAUGCAUACGGUCCUUGGAAAAACACACUCUUAUGGAUCUUGCUAAGCUUGGCUAUCAGCAGGUUUUAGAAGAGGGUGUCGGUGUCGUACCAACCUUAAGAACCACCAGCGUCGCAAACAAACAAUCCAGAGAACGUUUAACAGAGGGAUGGGCGUUGCGACCAGCUAAGAAGGCGUACCGUUUUAGUGAAAAGCAGAAGGCCUAUCUCACUGCUAAUUCAACAUUGGUCAGUCCACUGGACGGAAAGUCGACGCAAGUCUUGUAGCACGUGAUAUGAGACGUGCCCAUGGUUCGAAUGGCGAGCGGCUUUUUAAAUCAACCGAAUUUCUGACCUCUCAGCAGAUAUCUUCAUAUUUCUCUCGCCUUUCCGCGACAACUCGCCAACAGACCCUCACCCAUGAAGCCGACCUUACCGCCAUUGAAGAUGAAAUAAACUUUUCCACGGCCAGAGACCAAGUGAUGGCUACUGUCACACUCCAACAUCCCAUUGUUUUUGACCAGUACAACAUCUGUGCCAUGGCAGAAGAAGACACAUUAAAGAGCUUGAAGGUUUCGUUGUUUCAGGUGAUUUGUCAAGGCCUCAAUCUUGACAUUCCCGAUCUACCAAUUCGCCGUAAAGCUCCAUACCUGAAGUUGCUCAAAGAAGCCAUCAGAAAUUGUGGAUGCCAAAGCCAAGGCUGAAAUUGAGUACUGAAUAGGUGACGCUAGUCCGGGGGGGGGGUGGUACUCCUGAAAAUUCUUGGUGGGGGUGUGCCGCCCGUUUCUCCUAAAUUCUGACCCUACUCAAGACCAAAAAAUGUCAUUUUCCACACCCGUUUUCAGACGCGACCACUAAAAUCCAUACCCGUUUUCAGACCUGGCCUUUAGGUUAAAAUUAUGUUAUCAUUACUUAGAUUAAAGCGUAAACAAAAAAAAAUUAAAUCCAUCUCGAAUUCGCAUAAUUAUCUUUCUUUCGUUCUCAUUUGGAAUUGAAACGAUAAAAACUUUCAUACACUCCCGUAGUUCCUUCGAAAACCAUACCCGAUUCCAUACCAAACUGGGCAAAGUGUGUACCCAUAUGGCAUAUACAUACCUAUAUGGCUUGUAUAAGGGAAUACCCCCCCCGGGACUAAGUCCUGUCCCCGUUUUUUACUUGGCACCAAUCUGUCGGUCGUUUUUUAAGUGAUAUUUUACGAAAGUAAAGAAAAAUAGGUGGAGAUCUUAGGCUCGGUUUGGGCCGCUGCUAUUGUUAAAUUUUUGGGAAUUUUGGCGCGUCGAUGUGGUAGUCAAAAAGUAGAGAGGUAAGGGAGAGAGAUUAGGAUACGAAAGAUACCGUGGGCUUUGACCGUGGGUCCCGAUUUUCUUUCUUUCUAAUAGAAACACUCUCAAUAACAGGUCAAAAAUUUUCUAAGUGUCUUAAAAAUGGCAGUGACCGUUUACGAAAGGGACAACUGCUUAGCCGCUCCCUCCUCUCUGAGAAGAGACUUUUUGGGGGAGGAGCGCGGGCUCAUUUCCUAAGCAACUGCUGGUAAUCGAGCCUACGAAAAUCUCAAAUACUUUAGUUGUAAGAGACGGACCAUUACAAAAGUUAUGGAGGUGGAGUAUUUUAGAGCCGCAUGUCGAAGAAUACUUUAUCGUUGACAUUUCCCUUACUUGAACUUUGUUAGGCCAAUGCGGGAGUAUUUUUAAGGCUACUCGGCGUGCAUGAAGUAUUUUUUCAGAAUUUUUCCUUGCAUACUGGAAAAAACGGGAAAUUCUGAAUACAAGAUGAUGUUUUUGUUAAUGAAAAUUUAAACGGAGAUGGCUUGUGUGCUCCAGGAGAUUCUGUUAGUUUUAAUUGCACAGUCCUUCUUUAUUCAUUGACAAUUGUGCGAUGUUUUGCAGGUGACUACCUUAAAAGAAAUAACUAAAUAAUAUGUUUUGUAUUUCAUUUUCAACCUCGUUCCCAGGGUCUUCUCGCUUUCCAAUAUGGCGGCGGCAGGAGAGAAGACCCUGGCACACAGCAGAAAUCACGUGACUGAUUUGUCCACGGAGAGUGGAAAUUUAUUCAAAAUGGCGGCCAAGAUAAAGAGUGAGAGGAUCUGGGUAAGAGGUCUUGAGACUGGUAAAAAACAAACAAAAUGGCGGCAAAGGCAAACUCAAAAGAAGCUGAAAAUAUGAAAGAAUACACUUACAAGCCACAGGAAUACGGUAGAAUGAUAUAGCGAUCUUAUUUUCUGUUCAAUGACCUUAAUUUUUUUUAAGCCUGAACGUUCUGUAGCGUACACGGCACUCGAUACCGACCUUUUUCACUGUUCACUUUUUUUGCCCACCCUGAGUGCCAGAGGUUCAGUUUUCUUUUUUCGUGAAAGGGGGAGCUUUUUCUAACCGUGAGCGCAAUUUAUUUCAUCUUAGGAAUUUCGAGAACAGACUUAGAAGCCUGGGAAUUUUUUGUCAUGACGCUCUAAAACCUCUUCCGUUCCGAAAUUCAAUGAACUAAGCAUUAACUUAUAUAACGGACACUUUAAGCUGAUAAGUUAUCGUCAGUUUUGUUACAGAUCUUCAUGAGGUUUUUGACUAUUGUUUUUCUGUCUGCACUCAUUUUAACUGAACUCUGAUAUGUAAAAAAACAAUUUUUUUUUCUCAAAACAAGAACCAGAGAACACUAUUUUGCUAAGACAAUUCAAGGAAACUUUGGUUGAAAAUUAAACAGUUCCUUUUCAGUUUGGAUAUUUUGUCACUUGAUCUGGUUCAGGUAAUAAAAUUAUUGUCAAUCUUCAUCUACCUCACAGUUUUUAGACUUUCUUAUUGGCUUUGAUAUCUAAUCCUGUUCACAAUGCUUCCGGGCAAUAGAGUUGGGGGCCUUAUUUUAUCUAGCAAAGACGCUGAUAUUAGUUCCCCACACAAAAAAAAUGCCAACUGAAAAAGCCCAAGUACAAGAAGGUUGGAGGUCAAGCAGCCAAUGAUAAAAAACAAAUCCGAACUUCCAGUUGCUGAAUAAACCAUCCUGGAUCGGUCCACACAAAGUUUUACAGUUGUCAUUGAUUGAUACAGUCUUUUAUUUAUUAGUGAAGAAUAAGAAAAGGAGGGAAGGUGGGAUGGGGGUUAAAAGAGAGGGGGGCUCAUUGUUAAAACUUUCUUCCACUGAAAAGGAGGGCUUAUUUGAGAGAGUGGGGCCUUAACAGAGGAUUUAAUAUGUUGUUGUUGUUGUUUUUUUUUUGCCUCUCAGAUGUAAAAAAAAGCAUUAACCCCGCUUUAAUAGCUACCACAAAGUGAAGAGUGUUUCCAUUGGUUGUAAUUAAGCAAUCCAAAAUGUAUUCUUCACUUUGAAAUAGAUUUUUAUUUUUAGAGCAAAAACGUUCUUAAUCCCUGACUUUGGUACAUUUUACAUAUUACUUGGGGCUGCACUUUGCCAUGACAACUUACAAAUUGACUAAAGGCUAGACUCCAGUUUUUCAAAAAUUUGAUAGUCCUAUCUGACUCAUGUGCACUGUAAAAGUUCCUAUCUCAUUUGGAGAUAAUAAUCUUUUAAGUCAAACACGCUUUGCGUGUCAGAUGGGCCCUUUCAUAGUCUAAUUGAGACAUAACUUGGUAGUGGUGUGCUGAUUAUCUAUCAUAAUCUAUCAUUGAUCUGAAACCUAAAGCCAAGUGAGUACUACUUAAUAUACAAACGUUCAAUAUUAUUGAUUGUUGUGGAAAAUACACAAAAACAUUGUUAACAAAUAAGGACAUGAAUACACCUGUGUUGUCUUUUUGAUGGCCUCUUAAUGUAGUUUAUAUGAUGUUUAGUUGGUUUAAAUAUGUGACAGAUAAGCUUCUGCUUGCGGGGUAGGUUUUUGUUUUAUUCACUUACAAAAGUAUUUUCAGUGUUGAAAGUGGUACACAGGGGUCACAAAACUAUUAUCUACUAUAAUUGAUUAUCAGUUUAAUAGUUGGGUUAAUCUGAUUAUUUCUGAUGAUAUGAUUAUGAUACAGACACUAUGACUAAGACUAACCAACACCUUAAAGUAGACUUUGGAAGUAUUUGAGCCAGCACAUCUAACAGCUGCAUCCUCACAGCCCAACACCUAUACAAGCUAAAAGCCUUCCCUUGGCCCUGUGGGGCAUUUUCCCAGGUCUUCUUGGUCAAUUCAUUUCUGUGACUUAUCUUAGGCAAACUGGAGGGAAACUGUUUCACUAUAUUGCUUGGGGCCACGUGACCCGAAAAUCAUUGGCCAUGACUAGGCAACUAAAAGCUCACCAUGGUAAUGGGGACUCUGGCGCAAAACACUUCAAAAGCCUUGGCAUCCCUAAAUGAAAAAUCCCGGGAUCAAGAUGCUGCAGGCCUCUUCUGCUCUUGUUUAUUCAGUGGAUAGUGAUAUAUGCACCCUUUGAAGCAGUUUAUUUUUUUAAAUCCAAAUUUUAGAACUGAAUUAUAGCUGCUUCAUAAUCAUACCCAGCUGGUUUUGGAAUACUACAACGCCAGCCACUAUUUCACCUGGUCCACAAACCCCCUUUUCAAGCAUAUGGUGACAAGAACAACAUGCAGUGACAAGAACAACAUGCACACUUAGCCUACAGUAACUAGAAGCUCAAUUAACAGGUUUUGGUUUGACAGAAAACGUAUUUAUCUUAGGAUCACUGUCACCCCAUCUAAGGGAAUCUGGAAUCUGGGAAAUUUUUCUCUUGGAAACUGAAAUAAAGGUCAAGUACUCUGGAUCCCACUUAUAAUUGGAAUCCAGAAUCCAAGUUCCACUGACAAAGAAUCCAGAAUGCAGUAUCCAUGGAGCAGAAUUGAGAAUCCAAGACUGUCCGAUUUCCUUGCAUGGGCUGAUCAUUAUUUUCAACUUGAUAAAAUAAAAGACAUCAUGUGCUUUCAUUAUUUUAUUUUUGCAACUAGAAAGACUAACUAGAAAUAUGCAAGUUUUUCAUUUCUGAGAAAAGGAAACAGUUUAUUUUCCCAAUGUCUCUGUAUUUAGCUGUAUUUUACUGCCUAUGAAAUGAGCAAAUAAUAAUAAAUUAUCAUUAUUGUGACACUAAAAACUGAAUAAAUGAAAAGUCAGGAUUAAAAAUAUCGAAGGAUAGCGGCAAUAUGUUUGGCUUCAAUUUCUAGUUUUGUUUCGACAUCUGCCUCUCUCGCUCCUCAUGCCCCUUCAAAAUCACAGUGAAAAAAAUUAAAAGAAGGCCAGGUUAGGUCCAUGCAUGUUACGAUCAAAUGAAAAAAAAAAUGCUUCACUGGACAAAAAACUGCUGAGACAAACCACAGAUUCAGAUUAUGCACGAUUUCCGUAUAACCCCAUACAUUAAUAAUAUUAUGCAUACAGCUAUUGUUCAAAGAAAACAAAAGGCAGUUUGCAAACGGACAGCUAAAUUUAUUGAUAAGCUGAAGCCUUGCAAGUAUUCUUUGACAAAUCGGGAAUUAAAGAAACAAAUCUUUAGUAAUUUAGAACACACAAACCAAAUAGAACGAGCAACAGAAAUACUUCUACGCCUCAUAAUAUUCCCUGCGAUUACCAUUUCAGAUAUCACUAUCUUCGAAUCUUUGCCUUCCAACGGUACAGUCACAGUUUUCCGAACAAUCAGACCUGAAUUCUGUCCACCUUUUUGGUCUCAAACACUGAAGAAAGCACUUCUAAGCCUCUACGAAGCCCUCAAAUGUUAACCAUCUUGGAAGGAAUAAACCAAUGAGAGCGCACGUAUGAACGCACCAUGGAAUGCACCAAUCAGCGAUCGUUUUAGUUCGCUGUGUGCCAGGGUCUUCUCUCCUGCCGCCGCCAUAUUGGAAAGCGAGAAGACCCUGGGAACGAGGUUGUUUCAUUUUCACAAACCGUGUACCGCAAAGCACGUGACUUGAAAAAUGUGACAGGUAACACAACACCAAAAAAACGAGAUGAAUUGGCUUCUUCGUUUUCUGUGUUUAUGGGAGGAUUAUUAACUCCCUAUCUAUAGUUCUAGUAAACAAAUAAGUUAGUCUUUUUUAAUGAAAUGUAUAAACAAGACGGAGGGUUUUACUCUUCUCCUGUGGAACUUGGAACAUGUAACACGACAUAAGAUCAGUAAGUAAACAUUCCUGAUAUUUACAUAAUUAAAACUUUGCGAUGCGGGAAAUCUAAUUCUCAAGUUAGCAUUAUACUUUUUAAAGAUUAUUGUAAUAUAUGUUUUAUUUCGUUGAAUCUUGUUUCGGUUUUUUGGACUUAACAUUGAGUACGAUAGCCAAGGGACGGACCAUUUAAAAUGGAACUGUCGAUGGCCGGCCCGCCUCUGCCAUUUUAUUUCUUAUCUCUUGUAAUUUUAAGGGUCACUUAUAAAAAUAAACUUACAAUGGUUCAUUUCUAUCAUACCUCAAAAUAUCAGUCUACUUUACUGACAUUGUUUGCUUGCUCCAUGGUACAUUUUGAAAGCUUCUUUAGAAGCUUUUUUACCUCCGGAACCAUACACACGAGUUGCGAUGCAUCCGAGGCGAUUUCAUGACCCUAGCCCUCCAGCCCUUUUAUAGCUUUUUUAUUAUUAUUGGACGGAUAAUUUCGUUUUAUUAGUCUCUCAGAUAGAAAUACCUGUUAAGGUAACAGAAUUUUAUCAAUUUUUUGCGCUUUGAGGGGUAAGUUAUAACUUCCGUAUGAUUUUCUCCUCGAUUUGCAUAUGUUUUCCUUUGUUUACAUUCCUGUUCUUGUCGCGGACAGGCGACUUAGGGGGCACAAGUUGAAAUUUUAUUACUCGCGCGCGUUUAAAUUCGCAGAGCUAAAACUUCACGUGUAAUUAAAAAAAUAACAGGUCUUUCGUUUGGUAUAGUAGUUUUUUCAAUUUGUGACAUACCAGGAUCGACUUUUGACGGUUGAAGUUGGGCGUUAUUUUGACUGCCAAAACAACACACAAUCAGAGCGCACACAAUAAAAGCCAGAAACUAUAUCAAAAUAGUUAUUUUGCAAAACCUUUUUACGGGGUCUUGAAGCUGUGGAUGUCUGCUAAAUACGUGAGUAACAUCAAGUCAAUAGGAGCUUUGGCGCGCUUGUACUGUUUCGUUGAAAUAUGUUGAAAGUUGCACCCGUUUCCCGAAUUAAAAAAUGUAUUUUUUGCGAAUUUUGGAACUUUUCUAAAAUUCUCAAAAUGUAAAGCGCUUGGAGAUUUCUUAAUAUCGUUUCUUGAAAUAGUUCCCCUAAAAGGAUGUUUGGGUGGUAUCAGCCAAAAUUGGAAUUUUUGGAACUGAUUUGAGAUUCUCGAUAUUUUCCUACAUUGGCUCUUAAGAGCCUUCUUGAAAGCAUUAACUGAAGAUAUAUUUCUAAUAAAAAGAGGAAGAUCGUUCCAUAAUUUAGGGGCAGCCAUAUAAAAAGAUCGAUCACCAAGCGUGGAAAGAGACUUGCAUGGUGGAAUGUUAAGAAGUUUGCCGUUAUUUGAUCUAAGAUAGUACCUACCCCCUGUGUCUUUCGGUGAUACAAGUUCGGAAAUGUAAGUCGGAGCAAGUUUAUGAAUGGCCUUAAAAGUUAACAAUAAAAUUUUAAAAACGAUUCGAUAUGCUACGGGUAACCAGUGUAGGGCUCUGAGCAAUGGUGUAAUAUGACAAAAUUUACUUUCGUGAAAUACAAGACGUGCAGCAGAGUUCUGGACUCUUUGCAGUUUUUGAAUCUGAUACGCUUGUAAGCCAUAUAAGAGGCUAUUGCAAUAGUCAAGGCGGCUAGAAAUAAAGGCAUGUAUCAGAGUUUCAGUACAUUCUUUGCUGAGAUAUUUCCUUAUCCUCCUGAUAUUGUACAAAUAAUAGAAUGCUGCAGAGCUUGUUUUCGUUAUGUGAUCGCCCAUUGAUAGGUUAGAAUAUAACCACACACCCAGGUUCCGAACGGGAGAUUGUGGAGCAAUGUCAGAGUGUUCAACAGUUAUGCCAUCAAUUGUGAUCUAGGAAGGGAUCUAAAUAGUACGUAGCUGCUGUUAAAGUGGGUGGCAGAAUUUUUCUCCUUGCGCUUUUCUCAGGACAGCAAUCGGUCAAUUUUGCAAUUCUUGACUCUCCGUUAUCAAUAGAAAGGGGGUGGAUGUUCUACUGUUAGCUCUCUAUCAAUCUGCUUCCAGGCUGUCCAAAUACUUUAUUCAACAUUCCAUGGCCAAUAUCACAGGAAUACUCGAUUUUUGUUAUUGGUUUUUAUUUUCUUUUUCGCCACCUGGCAGGCCUGUCAUUGGCUUUCAAUAACUGCAUAAACUGUUUGAACUGUUGUUUUGUAAAGCAAGCAUAGCUAACAGUAUGGUAGCACUGUAGUUUUAUUUCGCCAUUUCUAUUUUUUCUCAACAGACCAAUACUUAUUUCUCGGCGGCGGCAAAGAAUUUCGUAGAAUGUUCAGAAGCCCACCACUUCACGCCGCUGAAGUGAAAUGCAUACGUUUCUGGUUCACAAGUAGAGGGAAGUAUUACAAAAGAUCUCUGCAACUGGUCGUUAACUCCUCGGACACCAAUUACUCAUCAGUUAUUUGGUCCAUAAACGAAGAAAAUCAGGAAUGGACGUAUAUCCAGCUUCCUUUACAUGAAAACGUUGGUGAAGUGUUCCAGGUAAUAAAUGAGAACAGCAAGAGUAGUGCUCAUUUCUUGAACUUACAUCAACGCUAUUCGCCUACCAGCUUGAAAAACGUUCAGUUAAAGAAAGUGAGACAGUGAGACAGUUUGCUGUAGUUGUAGGACCUAAAACGUCCUUGAAAGAAUCAUCCAACUUAAGGGGGAAAUUCUAUCCAUCUCUGCGAUCGUGGCAGAAGGCGAACCACAGGGCCAAGACCAUAUCUUUUCUGGCAUUCUUUUUUUUUUUUUUUGAAACUACCAUGCCCGAAAAAGGGUGAAUUGAACUCCUAACAUAUUCUGAGAGAGAUACUGGCAUCAACUUUGAAUAACUUAGAAAAAACAAUGGGAAACGAGAGUCUGUGGGGGGCUGUCUGGUAUGUACAGUCAAUCCCUUGGGAGUGGCACUGAGUGUCCGUCUUGGAAACGUUCCAAAAAAUACAACAGAACAACGGCAGGGAUCAGUUCUAGCUAUCCAUUGUAGGGACGUGUACAUCUUAUAUUAAGUGAGAGUUAACUGUAUCUCAAGCGCAUACAAUAGAUGACGAUGUGAAUGCUUAGACGUACACUUGUAAAUUGUUUUCUAGACAAUUAGCAAUUCCAAUAGAAAUAAUUUGGAACUUUAGAAAGUUUUUGUUUUCAUCAGUGUUUAUUUAUUUAUUUUAUUUACAGGUGAUUUUUGUUGGAUUGAAGCAACAAAGUCAACCAACUUUAAGUAUCGAUGACAUUUCCUUUUCUAAUGAAGUCUGUGCUGAAAUAGCAUGUAAGUAACCUAAAUAUCAAAAGUAUCUUUGCUUGACGAGUCAUGUACUGUUUGAAUUGAGAUAAAUCGACUCAUCUACUGUCUGAAUAAACAAGUCUACUUUACUUGCAGCCUCCAUAAAUUGUCACAACUAUGUAAUUUUGAACGAAGCCAAUCGAUCAGUGAAAUACUCUCAAAGUGCAGAUAUGUGUGAUGACGACCUUGACUUUAGCCGCUGGUACAGGAUUGCUGGUGCAGCUGGUAAUCAAAUCCCAGAGAGGAAAGUUUCUUCUCGACGUUGUGGUGCGAGAUAUCCUGGAUGGAUGAAUGGAAGUCAUCCCUCUAUGGAAGAAAAAGUUGUUUCGCUUAAUGUUUGCUUUGUCUUGGGGGACCGCCCCUGUCGUUGGAAAGUCCCGAUAAAAGUUCAAAACUGUGGCGAUUUUUACGUAUACAAACUGACUGCUCCUACGUAUUGCAAUCAACGAUACUGUGGGUAUACAGCGAAAGGUUUGUUAAUUAAAAUUAUUUUGACUACGCAUAUUAUGGUUUUUAAAGGCCGAAUGAGUGUAGUAUUUGUUGGACUAAUAAGUUUACGAUCAUUUUUUACCAUUUUGCUAUCUCCUCAAUAAUUAAUUGGGACCAUAGGCCACCGUAAAUGUAAUUUCCUCCUCUGAUGCUUCUGCUACGAAAGUUCCGGCAUUAUUAUGCACUGAAGUAGUGUCACCACAGGGAAAAUCCUUACCAUAUUCUCAAGAAAGGAGAUAAAAUAAUAGAAACCAAUUUAAAAUAAUCUAAGAGGUAGUUUAAAAAAAAAAAAACUUAGUUCCUGAUGCUGGCUUCUGUGUGAGAAAGCAGGAAUGAUUUGAUAUGUCUAGUAUAAAAGACCAAUCUGUCCACGCCGCUAAAUCCGGCGCUCCCAUUUAAGAUCGGCAGGAAAAGACAAUUUUUUUAAGAACAUGUCAUCUCAAGAACAGCAAAAAAAUCAUUCAUUCGACAAUCCGAGUGAUCAAUCCUGAAGUAACAAACACGGAUAUAAGACCAUAGGAAGAUUUAGUGAGGAUCUACGGCAUCGACACAUGAUACAUGAAAGUCAUUUUUUGGGUCUUGAUCUAGUGCCAUUUUUCCUUUUCGCAGGUCAACCCAUGUAAGCAUUUGGGUGCGGUGAUCGUUCUCACGAGUACAAGGCCAAGGCCUUGAAGUGUUCAUUGUAGCGUGUGCACACGUUCCUUGUAUUUCUCAGCCAUGUUAUUCACAAGUCACCGCUUUGAAGAUCCAUAAUUCCCUACUGCACACAUCCACCUCAGAUUAUCGCAAAAGGAAUAGGAAUUUUUCAGACUCCCUUCUUACAAUAUGAUUGCUCUCAUUAAGCACACUUUAUAUGUUGCACAGGAGACGAAAUAAGGAAUGACCAAUCUGAGGAAUGGUGGGGAUGGGUAAAUGAAAAUCAGAGCAGAGCACAAUGGAAGCUGAAAAGCGCUGAAGAGAUGAGAAGACUUGACAAAGAUAUCAGUUACCUUGAUAACAAUCACACUAAAGAACAAGGUAAAAAUAAAGCUCGGCAAACCUUAAUCACCAAAUCAAAUCGUGAGACAAUAUGUAUUGUUAUAUUCCUAGAAUUUCACUCAACUAAACAGGGACUGCCAUUGGUUCAUUCUUGGUCACGUGGCCUUGACUAAAAUCAAAUGUAUCCCGAUCGUGAUACAUUAAACAAUGUAUCCCGCUCGGGAUACAUUGCAGCACGUGAUCAAAGCAUGGUGGAAAGUGGCGUGACCGAAGGAGGGAAAAACACCGCCAGGUUCUGCCAGUUUUCUUUUUCGUGAAUGAACACAACAACACAAUCACGAAGCCUCAAGCUAAAAAGCAACGAUUUUUAAAGUUAUCCCAGAAGUUCCCAGAAGAAAAACAGCAGCUAGUGGAGGAAAAAUAUGCAGAUGAUAUAAGGAAAGUACUUUUGUUUGUAAAUCAUUCGUUCAGUGGUUUUGAGAAUUAAAUUUGUUUGUCAUAAGUACCGAGUCGACUGUUUUGGUUCGUUUUCGUUCGCUCCGGUUAUUCUUUUGUUGCUGUUGAAGUGAAAGUCUAGAAAUAUAACAAAACACUUAAUGUCAGAUCCCUCGGGAAACCAGUUACUUUUGUUUUCCCUCGAGUCCUGAUGUUUCCCUCGACUUCGUCUCGGGAAACAUCAGGACUCUCGGGAAAACAAAACUAACUGUUUCCCUUGGGAUCUGACAUUAAGUGUAUAAUAUGAAGCGUCUAAACUACUGUGUUUCCGAAUGGUAUCUAGAGGAAAAUCGGAAAUGAAAAUCGCAUAGGGUUCUCGAAGUUGUCAGGUGCUUGAGUGGUUCAAAACUGAACAAAAUGUAUUCAAUUUCAUACUUGUUUUGUCUUCUCUUUCAAGUUUACAUUUAACUUCUUUUUUUAUUAUUUUUAGGAGGCCAAGAGCCAAAAUUCGAAUGCCUUUUUCGAUUCGAAAACAUAGUUCAAGUGGCGGUUACAAACCCUUCUCCUUUGGCUGCAAUGUCUUUUUGCUUAUGGGUAGCGAGCAGGUCUGAACUGCAUAUCGAAUAUAACGUCUCCUCAGACAAACAGCAGUAUCUUGCCUUUGGGUUAAUCAGCCAUCACAGAGUUGAGUUGAUCUUUAUGGAGAAAACCAUGCGGUAAGUAUUAUUGCUAUUUGCAUUUGUAGUUGUUGUUGUUGUUGCUGUUUUCUGUAAGCUCGUAGCUUUAUCCAGUAAUGAUCUACCGGACUAAUAGACGGAGCACAAUGGGUAAGAAAAUUUGAUAAACUAUCCAUCCGAGAAAAUUUGGUUAUGACGUAGCGCGCGAACGACGGUCCGUACACCCACUACAUGUAAGCCGAUGCCAAAUGUCAGGUUGUUAUGGCAGGAAAGCGUAUGACCACCCGCGUGUUGUGACGCAGACACAACUAAAGAAUCAAUAAAGACGAAAACAGAAAGCGGAAAAUGUUUCUGUAUCCGUGUUUUUUUUUUUAAGUAUUAAGCUUAGAUUAAUUAUCAUGUCCACAAAUUUGGAAUAUAGAGAAAGAGGAAGACAGAGAAAAGGAGAAAGUAGGGCGACAGGCCAGCCAAGCUCAACGAGAAAAGGAGCUAGAGCGAGAGGGAAAAAAACAAAAGGAGACAUUUUCUGUUGGAGGAACGAAAUGAAAUUUUGAAGCGGCGGGAUGCUAGCAGCCACUAGGGUGAAAAUGAGUGACAGUGAAAAAAGAGUGAACAAGAACACGUCCGACAUUCCUUCCAUAAAACGUGUAACUAUGAAGUUUCUGGAAGCUUCACGUAACAGUCGUGCAAAACGACGGCAAAAAAAUGUACAAAAAAGUGUGCUGCACGUGCAAAGUUGCUUUUUUAAUUAGACCUAAUUGUUGUUUUUUACCGUUUUACCGUUCUCGUUGCCUUCGCCGCUUAGCAUUAUACGAUUCUAUAUUUUGUUUGAGCAAACUAUAAAAAUUAUAGAGAGCUUCGCUUUUAGCCCUGGCUAAAUCUAUAUAUUUUAACAUUUAAAUCAAGCAAUAAACUUGUAAUCCACAAAUCAGUUAACUUGGGAGAUCAAUAUGACCUUUAAGGGUGGAGCUGGGUGACUUAAGAAAAAAAUAAUUGCAAAUAGUGCAAGAAUAAAAAAUCUUACAUCGAGUUAAUAGUUUUAUUUGUACACCUAAUAAAUAGAAAUCACCGAGGCCAUAGUAGAUUAUCUCUCUGUCUCAGUAAAGGAAAGACCAAAAUGAAAAAUUAGGCCGGAUUUUUUUUUGUGUGGCAAAAGUACUCCUGCAUUCGAUGUUCACAGACAAAUGAAAACAACAAUUGGCAAAGCGAUACGAAAGAGAUCUUGACAACUAAGACAAGAAAUAAAAUUCAGAGAAACAUUUAAGAGGACAACAAUUUUUAUUCUGGGAGACGCGUGUUGAGAGUGAAGUGUAUCUGAAAAUCCUUAUAGUCAAGAAUAAAACCUUGCAGAUUUAAGCCUUAAGUUUUAAGCCGCCUUCGCAGUGUUCAAGAUGAACUCCAGGCAAGAAUAUCGCUGAAGGCUGUCUUUCUACAAACAAUAGGAUAACUAAACUAUUUUUCAGAACGCUGUUUUUUUUCUAGUUGCGGUCAGAAAAUGUCUAAAGACUUUUUAAGUUCUUUACUAGGUCAGAUAAAUUGUUUCAAUCUCACAAAUGUGCGUAAAAUGACGGCAUAAACUUGAAACAGAACCAAAAACACAUCAAAUGCAAUAUAAUUAUUCAAGCUUACCGGUCGAGAUGCAGCUCGGAAACCCAUCAGGUAAGACUUUUCGCAUAGACCAGCUAGGUGAAGUGAGCUUACUAAGAGUAGCUUAUUCUUGAAGACGAUGAUUUGCGAUUUCUUUUUGUCGAGAGGCACAUUUCUCAACCACAAACCAAUAAACAAGCCAGCCAAGAAUAACAAAAGAAUGUUGAUAGCAGCUGCAUUACAUUUUGUAAAUCCAGUGCGAAAUGACAGGUAAAAACAUCAAAACAUGACACAAAACUCUGUCAGCUUCAGCUAUCAGUAAACAAGUCUCGGAUACUGCAUAAGUUUCCCACUUGAAUCCUCUUCGCUAGCUCGCCUGUUAAUUCUCACUCUCUGCCUUUCUCUUCUUUCUCUUUGCCGUUGCUCUUCACUUACAAGCAGAUCCACUAUUGUUUGUAGCCAUAACAAUUUUUUUCGAAACAGUUUACUAGAAACUGCGCACCACGAUCUCAAAUCUUUAUGCUUAAAAUACUUGAAAACAAGUUUCUGAAUGCGACGACGUUGGCCACGCCAUUCCUUGCAUAAUUUCCCGCCACGAAAAACGCGGGUUGCACAAAUGCAUCGCACGAUUUAUAACCUACUCCUCCGCCCGACGGGCUGACACCUGAUUCCCUUCCCUGCCCCGCAAAGAGUGUAUUCGAAAGUCUCAAAAACAGCUCAAUUAAACUCUCUCUCUCUCUCUCUCUCUCUCUAGAAGAAAAGUAGGGCACUUUUGUAACUCUUUUCACUAAUAAAGAUAGCUUCAACAAUUCUGUUUGCUGCAAAUUCUUUCAAGGUCAGAAACGUACUUUAACACGUGUUCCCAAUGAAUGUUAGUGGUCACCAAAUUCUAAUUUAAUAUUUAUGAGCUACGCCCCCAUAUAUACCCAGGAGGUUACAAAUGCGCCCUAUGUUGUGGUAACAGCCAAUUAAAGACUAAAAACCCCAUUUCUUGGUCAAAAUGGAGCUAUUACUUUACCAUUUAUACGCCACAUGAUUCUCUUGAUUACCACAUUACUUGAAAUUUGAGUUAUAAAAGCUAGAAAAAAUCUGCCGUGUAAGUAUAUGACUCUUCAUGCCGAUGACAAGAAUCAAAGAUCGCAAAAAGGCCAUUUUUUGUUUUGCAAGUUUGAAGAAUCAAUUUCAUCAGUUAUACUUGACUAAACUAACUCAAACUGAAGUAUGAGGAAGAACAAUCAUUAGGCAAUAUAUCAACGGAGAAAGUAAGGAGAAAAUGCGCUCUUUCAUUUUUCAAUAAAUUUUUAAAGUUAUCCAUGUGCGAAAAACGGCAACGUUACAAAAGUUCCUUAUUUGCUAGAUGUUCCAACGCUGUUAAUGGGAUAUUUUUUUUGUGAGAUAAUAAACAAUAUUGUUGUCAAAUUAAAGGCUAUCAAGACAGCAACAAGUGAUGUAAAACACUCGUCCAUUCGUUUUAAGGGAAUGGAGUUACAGCUACGGAAAUUGUUUGAAACACAAACGCAAGAUAAACCUUAUGAACUGAUGAACUAGUUUGACUUACUACGGGGGUAUUUAACAGAUAUAAAUUCAUCAGUUGUAUCCUUAUCAACAUGAAGAAAUUCGCUCUCACUUGAAGCAAUUCGCUCUUACCUUAUGGAUCACAACACUGCUUUUUUUUCGAAGAUUGUGCUUAACAAUCGCUCACAGCAAUUAAUCGCUGGAUAACACAUUGAAGCACGCUGUUAGUGCGGAACAACUGAACAUUCCUUUCUCUGAUACAGUGCUUUGAGUCGUCUUUAUAGACCACUGAUCAACAAAAAGACGUUCACGCCGAUUACUUUGCAAAACCGACACAAGAAAAAGUGCAAUCUGGUCUGGCCUCAUGUUGCCUGUACCACACUACAUGUAAUAUUCGGUACUUCUUAUAGUUUGCUCGUCUAUAUUUAUAAUUAUCUUUAAAAUGUCUAGCUCCCUCUACAAUGCUUUCUGGCGUAGUAAACUGCAUAAUUACAGCGUUGGAGGCAAAAACAUACAAAGUCCUCUGUUUUUUUUUUUCAGAGAGAAUGUUAGUAUAGCGCCACACCCAUAUUUCCCCUGGACCCUCAUUUUUAGAAACUGGAUUAUGUUCGACCUCGCUAACGCUUCACACGGGUAAAAACUGUGAUAGUUCAGUGGUCUUAGACUGCUUAUUUUUUAGAGUCCAAGAGUGCGCGUUUCAUGGCUCGAACUAUUUUUUUUUAACCUCAGCCCAUAGGUUGUUGUUCAUACCCAGUCCGUGGUCCUGUCUUGCGCUUUUAUACGCACUCUUCACUCUGAAGUUCUCAGUGCGUUUUUUAAGAUACUGGCCGUUUCGCCUAUGAAGAUAUAAAACGCUUAGGUAAUAACACACACACACACACACACACACACACACAUACACAUAAACUAAAUAAUGAACCAGUCUCCCCAUCUGUUAUCUACACCAUUAAAGCACAUUUUGGUACCUUGACGCCCUGCAACAAGAAUCAUGGGAAGAUUACGUAAGGACUCAGUUUAUUUUUCCACGUGCAGUGAACUUUCAGACAUGACAGAGUUGGCUGCCGUCUCUUCGUCAUUGAAGGUAAGCUUCUUCUUUACUUUAAAAAAGCAUAAUACAUAUUAUGGUAUAAAAUUUCCGUUCUUAUGUUGAAACUUUCUUUGAACAAACGUUCUCAAACCGUGGUGAAGUUAGAUAAAAGCCUACAUCAGUUUCCAGUUUAAAUGCCGACAUGCACGAAUGUCUGCAAGUUGCGUUCGCUCAUAAUUUACGUCGACAAUAAAGAGCUAACGAGCUAACUGAUCACAGGAAAUGUAAAUUUAAAAGUUUAACGAUAUUUAUUCUUGGAACGGCAUGUUUUUUUUCGGUUCUACUAGUCUGCGACGAACACGAGAGCAUUUACGAUGUUGAUGAAUGGAAAUACCAGGCUAGACAAGGCUAUGAUUUCGCUUUUUUUGAACAAGUACCUACUCUUACAUCAACUAGAUCUUUACGAAAUGAUUUUCGUUUGAUAAUUUGCAAAACAAAUCCGAAACAAAUAAUGUCAGGAAAAAUAAAUGUUAACAACAACUAAGCUAACAAGCUAACUGAUCACUGGAAAUGUAAAUUUAAAAGUUUAACAAUAUUUAUUCUUGAAACGGCAUGUUUUUUUUUUUCGGUUCUACAAGUCUGCGGCGAACACGAAAGUACUGUUUACGAUGUUGAUGAAUGGAAAUACACAGGCUAGACAAGGCUAUGAUUUCGCUAGUCUUAUAGCAACUAGAUCUUUACGAAAUGAUGUUCGUUUGAUGAUUUGUAAAACAAAUCCGAAAAAAAAAUGUCACGAAAAAUAAAUGUUGACAACAAAAAGCUAACGAGCUAACUGAUCACAGGAAAAUUUGUAAAACAAACCUGAAAAAAAAUAAUGUGCCGAAAAAAUAAAUGUUGACCAUAGAGAGCUAACGAGCUAACUGAUCACAGGAAAAGUAAAUUUAAAAGUUUAACGAAAAAACAAAUGUGACAAAAAUAUCAGGAUUUGAAGAGAGAAUUAGAAGAAUGUCGGGUGUGAAAAACAUUGACUUGUCACCGGUUGUACUAAGAAACUUAGACAGUUCCUCGAAAAAUCGGGGUUUAAGGUUAAGAUAACAGACUGCUAGAGAGAAAUACGCUAUCAGGAAAAUUCAGGAUUCUGAGGAGGGUGCUUGACUUCUAAAUAACUGGAGAUUGUUCCAAGGGACCACUGGUUAGUUUUUAUGACUCGCUCCCUUUGGAUGUAUUUCGGCAUGAGCUCAUAGCUAAAUAGCUAAUUAUAAUUAUGUAAAUACUAAUAUUUUUAUUUUUAUUUAGUAAUAAUGAUAAUAGCAAUAACAAUUAUAAUACAGUUAUAUUAAUAAAGUCAAAUUCUUUUGGUAGGUUUUAUAUUUCACAAGGCCUUUUUUUGUUCUACUAGUGCUUCUUAUUUUCAUUUUUUUCUUUUUCUUCUUUCAGUCGUCUAUUUGCUGGCUAAACGCAGAUAUGGAUCCAUUAGACGUAAGUUUUUCUCACAGCGACAUACGUGAGUCUCAAUACGCAAAGAUCUACUUCAUUAGAUCAAGAGUUGAGACACUGAUCCUAUAAGCUACAAGUGCGACAAAAACUCAUCAAUACCAAUGCACCACCUUAAAUGUCCAUGGUGCAGGGUUUCUUAUUCUGGCAUCCUCUGCACUAAGAAUCAUUUUUUUUUUAUUGAUCUAUUUUGUGGUGGAAAUAUAGUUAUACGUAUCCAGAUCUCUUGUCGAUGAGGACGAAGAUCAAAUAAGAAAAUUUGAUUUUUCUGAUCGGUUAAAUUCUGAGGGAGUGAGAUGAGUGGUUUAAAUUGCGCGCGUUAAGACGACGGUCUAAGACGUGAGCAAUUCAUUCUUCGCAAAGUCUUCAGUUUUGUUCAAAAAAUAUUUUGCUCAAAAUUAUAAAUAGUUUCCGUGUCAAUAUAGCUUGUAAAACUCUUUUUAUCUUACCUUGAAAAAACGUCUUAGGGAGCGGUCAUUAACUAUUGGGGGGGAGGGCUGCGAUUUUUUGGGCGCUCAGUUAAGGAGGGCUAAAAUUUUCUGGGCCCGCAUUUAGGGGAGGGUUACAAUUUCUGGGCACCUUUGGGCGAUGUGCGCAUACUAUUAAAUUGGUUUUGUGCUACUGAAGUAUUAAGCACUGCUUGAAAUACGAUGGCCGUGCAAGUGAUAUUAAUUGCAUACUCAAAGCUGAAUCGCACGGUUAAAAAGCACUCUGAUUGGCUGGAGAUGAGCAGUGACUUCAAGCGGAAUCGCUUCCAAUUUGCUUGACUUUGAAAUAGCUCUGAAAACAGCGUACGGUUUUAGUUCGGCUUUGUUGUUUAAUCAACGUCAUCGUCAUGUGAUUUUCCUAUAUUAUAAUACAUCUGAAUGGCAGAUAAUUUCAUGAAAUCCCUUCUUAAAACGAGCCGCGAUCAAAAGUGCACGGAUAGUUGAUGAUAUGUUAUUAUAACUGAAAAUGUAUUUUUUCAUGUUAUGACUGGUACUCGAUCUGUAUUUGUUUUUUUAGCUCACAGUGGUCCAGUUUACACUAAUCCUUCUUUUACAAAACUCAGUCAGUCUUAAACAGGAAGAGGAACAGAAUGCUUUUCUUUUUCAACAAAUGCAACAUAGUUUUUUAUAUGUACAGUAUACAAAUGUACAGUGAAGAUAUAACGAUCAGUCAAUAGGCUGAUAGUAAGGAGCGCAUUUGUAGUAGGGGCCAGAGCCAUCUGAACUGCCACUGUCGUAUGCUUCCAUUGCAGCAGUGCCCGAGUGAAUAUCAAAGGCACUGCCUGAUUCCUCCUCCUGACAUUGUUCAGUGACAUCAUCAUCAUCGGCUCCGCCAUAACUAUUUAUUUACCAAUUAAGUCUUCAUUCUUAACAGAGUAUUGGAGACUGCUCUAUAAUAAAAAUUACAACAAUGAAUACAAAAAAAAAGUUAAACAGUAUUAAGAUUGAACAGGUAUUGCCUAAAUGAACACAGCGUCGCUGUCUUUGUUGUCAUUGGUGCUACUUCUGUCGUCUUCGUCACUACUUUCAUCAUCAUCACUUAUAUCACUGCUGCUUUCAUUUCCAGAAGAACCCAACAUUGAUUUCGCGCUGUCAUUUGAAAGUUUACACUGUUCAUAUGUCAAAGCUACCGCCCAUUUCUGUUCUCUUUUUCCAAGUUUCUUGACCAUGUCUCUAGAUAAAUCCCCCUUGUCACAAGUCUUUCCCUCCGGCAAAUCUGGCGCAACAUUCUUGGGGAUGUCAAUUGUUCUGGCCACGUACCUCUUCUUUUUCCGCUUCGCCUUCUUGAGGGUAUUUUGCUUCCUUUUUCUUGAUUUUCUUUUCAUUGCAGAAUGGUUAAUGAAUGCUUAAAUGCUGCUUUGCAGGUUUUUUGGAGCUGACUAAGACUGGUGAUUAAAGAGAGUAAUUCACUCCUAAAGGCCUGCAAUUCGGACAGCUUUUGCUCAUCAAAGUCAUGCGCAGUUUUAUGCCCAGUUAAAACUCUCCCAGAUGAUUGGAUUGUUGUUGUUGUUUUUUUAAGCUUUCCUUUAGUUUGUUUUCUAAAGUUUCAAUUGAUGUUUCGACCUUUUCUUAUGUAUAAAAUGUUUUGCUCUAUAUUGUGAAUACUAAAACUUUUUUUAUUCCAAUGAAAAAAUUGUCUCAAAGUUACGCUCUUAUGGAUUCUCACGAUGCAACAUUUGAAUACUCGAAAUGCUAUUACAGGGAGGGUUACAAUUUUUUGGGCACACAUUUUUGGAGGCGACCACAUGAACAAAUAGAAUUUAACCAUAUCUUGCCUUCGUCCUCGUCAACAAGAGAUCUGGGCGCCGCGAGAUUAAUACAAUUCUUCUGCGAAGGGUACACGCAGAAGCAAGACCCGCAUAAAGUUUCUUCCAAAUUAACUUUCUCAUUGACGCUAAGAAACUUCUUCCCAUCCAUAUAGUUAAUAAAUCGUAGUUAACAAAGAUUAUUUGCUUUUCCUCUUUAGAUGAAUGAAUUUAUUGAGCAACUGCAUUCCAGCGAGGCUCCGGUAAGCUUUCCUGAAAACUGACGUUGUUGUAAAUAGGCUUUAUAUGUCUUAUAUAGCUGUUUGCCAAUAUGUCGUAUUUAAUUUGUUAAGGAGGAAAGUAGUGAUGACAGUGGGAGUUACAAACCAGAAAGUGAUGAGAGUAGCUCUUCAGAGGAGGAUGAGGAGGAUUGUGACCUUGAGGAUGAAUCACCAGAUGUUUUAACAAUGGUCAGUAUCAGUCAUUAAUAUACAGCAUCGACUAGUGGUCAGUGACAUAACAUUGAUCCAAGGCGCAUUUUUAAAAAUACCUAAACAAAUUUGUUCAGAUUGAAAUAUAACUCCGAGUGUGCUUUUUGGUUAAGAAUUGUAGGCCGCUUAAAGUCAUUCACAUUUAACAAGAAGACUGACCAAGCUUGGGCUAACACUUGUAGUUUCGAAAGAAUGAUUAUUACCUUUCUUCACUGAUAUAGGAAAACAAUGCCGAAAACUAAAAAGAGAACAGUUUUCUAUUCCCCGUCUAGUUUGAGACAUAACCUAAAUAAGAUCAUUAAAAAACAAGUAGCCUCAAAACAUAAUUAUCAUAGAGUGAUAGCUAAUAUAAUUAAACUGAUAAGUGAAAAGACAUCUCAGAAAGCAACUAUUUCUCAUUUUUCGUUUUACUUGUUGUCUAGGACCCAAACCAAGUAACAGUGAAGGAAGAAGAAGGGAAAUGUGGUCCUAUCGGAAGAAAAACAACCAGGCAAAAAAAACGGUGCCCUCUUCCUUCAUGUGAUUCGAUCGUUUACCAUAUCCCCCGUCAUCUUAAAGAAGUUCAUGGUUGGACCAAAGAGCUUUCUCGGACUGCUCUUUCAAGAUUUGGUUUAAGGAAGAGCUACGCAUACACGGAACCCAGCAAGGUUACAGCAAAGAAAAAGAAACCAAACCCAGAAGUCAAAGUAAAAUCGGAGGGCGAAAAAAAGGCUAAAGAUUACCACCAUUAUCGUUACUGCCCAGUCGGUGGGUGUACCUCACUAGUUAAACGCCUUCCUCCUCAUUUGAAGAAAGUACACAAGCUAAUUCCAGGGUCCAAGGAUUACAAGGAGGCCAUGUCAAAAGUAAGAGGUCCCAUAAGAGAUUCACAACGAAGGCCUUAUCACGAAAGACCAAGGCGUACAGCUGAAUCUUGUGAAACUCCAUCAGAGCAUCCGUCCUCUUCUUUUGAAGUAGAGGUUAUCAGCAGCGAAGAAGAAGAAAAGGACAGUGACAAGUCCGCUAAAAGAACACAUCAAGAUAUGCCCUCUCAGCUUGUCAGUUUUGAAGCCUGGCUACAAUCGGCCGAUGGUGGGAAGCUGGAUCAAAAGACCAGUCGACAACACACCAAGCAAGUCUUCAAGCUCUUGAAUGCAAUAGAUGCAAAGCGUAAAUUGUUAUCGCUGUUCGAUGCCCGCCUCCUAAAUGACAGGUUCCUCGAGGGACAUGUAAGCAAAGAAUACUCUCCCAAAACCGUCCAGUCAUACUUAAUGAGCCUUCGCCACUUUUUCUCGUUCUCUUUGACGGAUGAUGCAGAUGUACCUAUUUCCAAGGAGGCGAUCAUCUCCCUAAGAGAUAAAGUCACACGUUGGUCCUCGUCAUAUCGGGUACAAAGCUCAAAGCGCCACUGGGAGAAGAUGAAAGAGGAUUAUGAAGCUCUGAUAACUCCUGAUCAAAUCAACGAGUUCGAAAGAAGCAAAGCUGCAAGGGACGCAAUUUGCUUAUUAGGCCAGCUAAGCGGUGCCCACAACAUUGUCAUAACUCAAGCUCAGUACACACUGAUUCGUGAUUUUUUGCUAGUUGAAAUAUCCAUUGACAAUGCUAACAGGGCGGGUGUUCUAGCAAACAUGACAGUGGAAGAAUUCAACAGUUCGACGAAAGAGAAUGAUGAUUAUCUGGUUCUUGUAAAGAGGAGUAAGACUUUGUCUACCCAUGGCCCAGCCAGGAUCGUUUUAAGUCCAAAGUUGAAGAGUUGGAUACAAAUCUACAUCCGGGAGGUGCGUUCACAGGUUGCUGGUUCAACUAAUCGGCCAGACGAUUCUGUAUUUCUUUCAUUCUUCGGAGAGCCAAUGGUCUCGAGUCAGAUCAAUAAAGCUAUGAAGUCUGUUUGGAAGAAGGCUGACGUGGAGGGUGCGCCCAGUUCUACCCUAUUUAGGAAAUCGGCCGUCUCCAACAUUCACAGCUGCAAUGACAGUAAUGAAGCACGCGAAAAUCUAGCUGACUUGAUGGCGCACAAUAUUUCAACGGCAAAGAAGUACUAUCGACUGCAGGAGAAAUCGAAGUCUUCGGUUCUCGCCUCCAAACAGCUUCGCCAGGUGAUGCGUCAAGAUACAGAAGAGAGUUCAAGCAAGACCAAUUCAGAUAAGAUAGAAACGCCCAGAGAUCCUAUAUCGAAAUAUAACGGUCUGCAGGAAAAGAGCAAAUCUUCUGUUGAAGCAUCAAAACAGCUGCGCACCGUUAUGCGAGCACUAGACCAAACAGACAGACCAGACAGUCCUCCUCUUUCCUCCAACCCACCUGCUUCAGAUUCCAUAGCUCCUAAAACUUCAAGAACUUCAUGGGAUGAGGACAUGGCACAUGCGAUCAAGACUCUUUUCAAAGAUGAAAUUAAAGAUAAAGCUAUUACUUUGCAAACGGUGAAAACCAAAAUUUCUGAUCAUCUGCAGCUGAAAGAAGAAGACCCCAAAAGAGUCUUGGACAAGGUACGUGCCUUUUGGCGUUUCAGUAAGUCUCCUUCUCCAGAAACUCCAUGCCUUCCAACUGAGGUGGAAACACUAGACAAACGUGUGUCAAGGAUGCUUCCAGAGGAGAGUGAGACCUCUAGUGAUAUCAUUCCACCGACUGUGUCAAGUAGCGUAAGGAACGUUUUCAAAGCAACCGAACUUCAAGGAAUAAAGAACCUUUUUGCUGAAAUGUUAGAACAUUCAGCGCCAAUAUCAAAGCCCCAAAUUAAGAAGUGCCUGGAAAAGGAAGACUGGGGUCAGGAAAUGUUGAAGAAAGUUUCCCUGGACACCGUCGUGAACCGGAUAAAAUAUGAAAGGCGUCUAAGGAGGGCUUCUAAAAAGUGAGGAAAAGCUAGAUUGCCGGGGACACCUUAAGCGGAACAUCACCAUGCAUGGCGAAUAUUUUCAUACAACAUGCAUUCUUGUUUUUUUGACUUGAUUUAAAAUUACCGUGUAGAAAAUUGGUAGCAAAUGUAUGAAAAUUUACAAUACCGUCUUAGAAAUUGUCCUCCGAAGAUUCAGGUUUUAAAGUUUUAAGUUGCUUGUGUUUGAGGUCGAGGAGGUCGAUUUGCCUAGACGUCUAGCCGCUUGCUAGAUCAAAUUGUUCAAAACGUUCGACAUGGUUGAAUACUACUUUUAGGGUGAUUUAUAUUUUGCGCACAUGUGAAACCCAUAUUUAGGGUGGACUUCCAUUGCUGACGGACUGCUGUGUAAUUUUCCCUUGCGAACGCACGUAAAUUUCACACGCGUAAAUGAAAUAGAGACAAUGUAUGAAAGGCCACGCGUAAAUUAAACGUGUAAGUUAAGCGAUUUUCAACAUUUUCGUUUACGCGCGACUUUCCAUAAAUCGUCUCUAUUUUAUUUACGCGCGUAAAAUUUACGUGCGUUCGCACGGAUAAAUUACGCAACAGUGGAAAUCAACCUUAAGGGUAGAUUACCUGACUGUCGCGUAACUUUUACCUGCGUUCGAGCGUAAAGUUUGCUUUCGCAAAUAAAGUAGAGGCAAUGUAUGAUAGGUCGCAGGUAAACGUAAAAGUUUAACUUCGCUCAACUCCACGUUUAAGCUCAACACACUAAAUCUUGCCUCUAAUUAUUAACGCGAGUAAAAUUUACGUGCAUGUACACGCACGUAAAAAUUACGCGACAGUUUAAAUCCACCCUUACAAAAUUAAGUUUUUCAACGUGGAGGACAAGCCACAAAGUUGCUUCUUUGCUAGGCGACAAAAAAGAUUACUAGCUGCAAUAUAAAUAUGACUUGUUAAAGAGCCAUUCAGGAUCCUCCGCGGAUAAGUCUUGAGCGCCCAGUAUUGUUCUAAAAUUAUUUUAGGGCAAAAAUUUCCGGUUUAGCCUGUUAAUGUUCUGUUUUAGUUAAUGUUAAUCAUUUUGAAAUCGGUGAUGACGGUGUCCUUAUCAAAACUGUUUAAUUCAAAACAGACGUUCUUAUUAAUAAUCUUGUACCCAGAUCUCUUGUUGAAGUCGAAGACGAGAUCUAGUCAAAUCCGAUUUGGCACGUGAUAUGUGACACUGCGAUGAAAGUUUACGCGUUACCUCCCAUACAUUAUCUUAUUGCACUCGUUAUGUCCCAUUAAGGUGUCGUUUUUUGCAUGGAGCAAAAAUUGCCCUCGUUAUGUCCCAUUAAGGUGUUGUUUUGUUUUGUUUUUUUUUUCUUUUUCUACAGAGGUUAUUGGUGAGAGGUUAUUUCAGCUCUUUCUUUAACUUCGUUACAUUGCCCCGCAACAUUUUAAGCUCGCGUUAGUGAGGGAUUAAUCUAUCAUUCCAGCUAAAUAAAAAAAAAAUGAAAACGUUUGGUACUUUAAUAUAUGUACAUUGCGUUGUGUUGGAAAGAAAUGUUAAUCGAGUUGCAGGUUCUGCUUAUUCCUCUUCAUUAAUUUUAGCACCUUAACUUUGUAAUGGUUAACUUCAUUUUCAAAUAAACAAUUAUGUUAGAUUCUUCCAGCUAUGUCAACAGCAGUGACUGAAUUGCAUUUUCUUCUCGUGAGUUUUCCUGUUUGUUACAUUAUCUAGUCACCCUAAAAUACAACCAAAUAUAGAUCACUCAGUAAACAAGUCCCAUACCCUCACCCCGGGGGUACUCCCUAUAAUGGCCCAUACGGGGAGGCUCCGCCCGAAAGGGGUACCUUUUUCAAGCUUCAGGCAUAUGAAAGGGUAGGAAUUUCACUAGUUGAAAUAUAUAAAAGGGUAAGGAAGUCUUUAUUACUAAAAUCAUUGAAAGUUACUAGAAAAAUUCCUUAGUUACAAAAGUGCCACAUUCGUUACAAAAGUUCCCUAUAACGUUACAAAAGUUCCCUGUUGUCGUUACAAAAGUGCCCCACUCGUUACAAAAGUUCCCUAUAACGUUACAAAAGUUCCCUGUUGUCGUUACAAAAGUGCCCCACUCGUUACAAAAGUUCCCUAUAACGUUACAAAAGUUCCCUGUUGUCGUUACAAAAGUGCCCUAGUGACGUUACAAAAGUGCCCUUGGUUACAAAAGUUCCCUAUCUUGGUUACAAAAGUUCCCUAUCCCGUUACAAAAGUGCCCUUUUUUCGUUACAAAAGUGCCCGUUCUUAUGGCUCUCUCUCUCUCUCUCUCUCUCUCUCUCUCUCUCUCUCUCUCUCUCUCUCUCUCUCUCUUUCUCCCUCUCUUUCUCCCUCCCUCCACCUCCCCCUCUCUCCUUCUCUCUAUAUAUGUUUUACACGUAUCGAAAAUGUCGCUUCCUUUUAAACAGACAUUCUGCUUCGUCUAUCAACAACGGUCACUGGCAUAACCUCUGUAUCACGUGGUCGUCACACCAAGGAGACUGGCACGUGUACACAGAUGGAGUUUUUGGUGGAGAAGGAACUCUGCCUAUUAACAUCGCCGACAUACCGGGUAAGGACUAAUCGUGAUGAUUACAGCAGUGUGGAUUUCAACUUAUUCUUGUGUGAAUGUGUUUGAGUCCGUGGCCAAAACAGGCAUGCAAGAACCUAGUGAUCCCCCCGGAAAUAAGUCCCCUGCUAGCUUGUAAUGAAUUCGAGUAAUUGUUUUCGAUGUUGUGGUACACACCGAAGGAAGGCACACAUCAGAUUACACCGCUUGGCACAAAUUUCCAUUUCUUGUAUCAUUUAAUACUCUCUGGCCCCUUUACCGCUCCUAACAAGUUAACACAUCGUUGAUACUUGGGAAUUCACAACGUCUGUGCUUGCGCCAGAAAAAAAAAAACACAGAAUGUACACAAAUACAAUCUGAUGUCUCGUGCUUCCCUACAAAGACAAAGAAUAUAUUAUGAUAUUUAUAAACGGCAGGAAAAGACAUGACAUAUGAUUUGAAAUUUAAAAAAGCCAGUAAAGUCAAAAAGUAUUUUGAUCAGCACCGCCAUGUAGCUGGUUCUAAAACGCCUUUUUCAGUCCAAGCCCCUCUAAGACCCCUACAAAGUGUAUAAGCUCACGGAUUAUUAGUGGAAGUUUGAAAUAAAUUAGCAAUUAAUGAAAGAGGCUCAGUAGGAUAUGAAGAAAUAAGCAGAUCGAGGAGGGUGCCUUUUAUCCACCGAGAUGGAUGACACCUAAGAUGAAAAACGACGUCGAUGGCUGUAGAGGUUGCAACUUUAGACAGCUCCAUCAGAUGAAGAUCAGGCUAGGUGGCUUACUACAGUUUUCGGAUGAAUACUAUCGACUUUUUCAAAUUGGAUCAAUUUUUGCAACUGAAGGUCUCCACUAGACUUUUAAUCACUUCAAUAGACCCUAUUCACGAUACCUGCCAUCUUUGAACACGCAUAAGGACUGAUAGGUUCAAAGCAACGUCACGUCAGGAGGCAAACAAGUGAUAAAAUCUGCCAAUACAAGAAAUCGCAGUUGUGUUUGUUUAUUUUAGACAACAGAAGAUGAUGAACUUUUUAUCUUAAAGACAAUAAUGGAAAAGUAUGGAUGGACGAGAUCGCUGUUAUUUUUUUAGUGCAGUAGUGACCGUAGAUGUCCUCACAGAAAGCCAUAAUGACGUGAAACUUGUCGAAACUUGAUCAUGAACUAUAGAUUUUGCAAAUUUAAAAUUGCCUCCUCGCUUUGAGACGUAUUGUCAAAUUUUAACCCCUGUUUUCCCCCUAUCUGAAAUACCACGUGACAUUGCUUUUAUCCCAUCAAUCCUAAAGGGCGUGCAAAGAUGUCGGGUAUCGUGAAUAAGGUCUUAUAAGUAAAUUAUCAUUUUAUCUUCCAAAAAACAUUUUACUGCGUAGUAUAACGCGAAAUAUAGUGACCGAGCACCCAAAAUGGGGACAGGAAACUAGACCUUUCAAGGCUUUUUUCUUAAAAUCUAGCCGUACGACCCCAUCUGAAAAUUUUAGGAUUUAUUUAGUCCGUAGAAAUAAUUGCUUUUACAGAGAGAGAGAGAGAGAGGAACCUCCUAAGGACAAAAUUUUUGCAAAAGCCAAAAAUGUGGAAUUUUGUCUCUUUUUAUAAUAAAUUAAAACUGACCAUAGGAUUUGUUUACGGUUUCGUCUUUAUGUUCAAUGUUCAAAAUUUGAGCCCAAGUCGUACGGCUAGGUUUUGAGAAAUUUACCGUGCAAAUUGUCUUUUUACGAGCUCCAUGGACGAAAGCAUUGUGCAUGCGUCACCCUUCGGGCAAAACGUUGCUCUCGAGGUCGCGCCUCGGGACUGCUUUUGAUUCCUAUCCGAUCCUUGCACGGUCUAUUACAGCGUGGAAACCGGCAUUUUUUAAUUUUCUUUUCUUUAUUACUGCAAAGAAAAGUACACAUAUCAAUGAAACAAGUUAGUCUUCCCAAGAUCGGCCGCCAUUGUUAGCGCUGUUAGCACCUCGUCUUGUUUCACUUUCACCCGUAAUUUGAUUGACUUCCCUGCUUUUUUUCUCUUCGGGCGAAAUUGGGUCCGAGGAAGGUGAUAUGGGUCUGUCAGUCCUAUUCGGAGGCAUCAAAUUGCAAGGAUUAACACGCCAGAUGGCGGAGCUCCAAAAAGAUCGUCCUCACACUCUGACCAUUCCCAGUCCCAUCUUGCUGGGAAAACCAUUUUCCUCGGUAGUUAUGCUGGGCUUGUCAUGAUAUUUUAGCUUUUUAGUAAGUAAGUAAGUCUGUUUAAUUUUUCGUAUCAAUGGCAUUUCCUUGCACAAUGCUGUAAUUCUAUCGUUUUAGGCUCUGGGAUUCUAUCAAUUUACUUUAAAGAGACAUUUGUAAGUCAGACAUCUGAGAUACUGGGCAAGAUAAGCACGUUUAAUCUGUGGAAUUAUUCUAUGUCGAGAGAUGAAAUCAAUCACAUGUCUUACGGAUGUGGAACAGAGAGUGUGGGUAAUGUGCUAUCCUGGAUGGAGAUGCGACAAAAUAUGACAGAAAAAAGUUGCUACCUACAAAAUUCUCCGACUUGUAUUGAGCGCUAUGGUAAGUUGAGCAAAAAGCAAUUUCCACAUAUCUUGAACAGUUAUCACACGAAUGCCUUCACACUUUUAAAGAACUGUAAAUCGUUUUGCUCUCAAAGACAACGUUUGACUUAAAGGCAAGGAGGGGGGCUAAAAAGAAAAUUGGGAAAUAAAAUGGUUGUCACUGUUCCUUGCCGGCAACGUUUGCCCAUACGAAUACGUGCAAUCCUUUUGCCUUAUGUUGAAAAUAUGAAAAGGUUCAUAUUAAAGUUAAUUUCCUUUUGUUUUGUUUUGUUUUGUUUUGUUUUUUUUUUUCUGCAUUGUAGUAGAAGAGAGCUAAGUACACCUGUAGCACCUUCCCAUCUCUCGCCGAGCUUCAAUAAUUUGGAGUUUUUAGAUAUAAGUCUAUUGUUGGUGUAUGGAAGUCCAUCAAGACGGACUGGAUUUAAGUUCUUCCUUGAGCAACGCUUUCCUAGUAAAUGAAUACGAUCAUUUUUUAUAAUCCUUUUUGAAGGCAAAUUCAAAAGAGCUAGUAUCAUAUGGAGCCUCACAAUGAUUUUUCUUGGUCUGCAAGUCUACUAAUUAUUUAUUUGUGUGUCACCUUUGUUCAAGGCCCAAGCCUUGUUUUAGCGGACGACACCAAUAAUGAAAGCACUGCAGAAUUUGUGAGCCCUUGGUUCUCCAAGUCAAAGGAGUCAUACGGGAAAUGCCUAAGGUUUAAAUACAAAUUUAUUGGACCUGGUGCUUCGUUACUGACGAUUUAUCAAAAAAUGGAUUAUGGGUUUAAAAGGCAGACAAUUUGGACUGAACAAGCCAUUGGAAUAUCAAGCAAAAGCUGGCACUAUGGGCAGACCUCUAUCAGCGCAAUCUCAAAUUUUAGGGUAAGAAAUACUUAAGAACGAAGACAUUGCAUUAUUUCUAUAGUCUUUAUUAAAGAAAUGCAUUCUUGAAAAUUGUGAAAGGUGUUCUGCUCCUUUCACCUUAAACAGUAACAUUUCUUACGUGUAUAAUCCCCAAAAAGUGUAAAUCAGUCUGUAACUUAAUUGCAAUAUUCUAGUGCAACAUCCUUACCCUUAGAAAAUAACGAAGUACGUUUGUAACUAAUAAACGAUGAAUGAAUGAAUGAGAUCACAUGCAUUGCUGACAAGGCAGUUGAAGGUAACAAACUCUCUCCUUGUAAAGAAUGUAUCUUUUCACCUUUCUCAAUGACUCUCUGAGCUAUAAUAAACAGGAAAAUUGUUCUGUCCUUCAGCUGAGCAUCGUUUCAAAACAUAGUGGAAAACCAGGAUACGUUGCUGUGGGAGGAGUUUAUAUGACGCAUGAUUACUGUUCAACUAAACCGUUCAGUGCUCAAAAAGGUAGUGUGAGUUUAAUCUGCUUUUGCAAUUGGAUAUUCCUUGAUCAAGAUUCCGCUGGAGCCUCUCAGUAAGUGAGACGUGAAAACCCAAUAAUGUCUAAUAUGGUGGCUUAAAGGAGCUGCGUCACGAACUGAUUCAGCCAAAUUAGGAAAUUGCAAAAUGCCCGUUAAAUUAAGAGAAACAGAUGCCACAGAUGGGCAAAACUGAAGAAGAUUGAAACGGACUGAAAUUAGGGUUUUUGAAAACUGUUCAGCCUAACAGUUUUUCAAAGUUGAUCCCUGCUGCUUGCAACUUCGAAAAUAAUGCUCAGGAGACAUAUUUGUUUGUCUCGGAUCUCUGAUUUUGUCAUUUACAUGUAAUUUCUUUGCUAACUUCAAGUUCCAUAGCGAUUGAGGGCGAGUCUUGGAAAAAUUAAACAAAAUGAACUGGACUGCCGUGACACAGCCCCUUUAACAACAGUUAUAUUUUUGCUGAUAACCGCCGACUCGAUGCAUGAAAGACUACUUCGAAUAUUGAACUGUUAAUAUUAUGUUAAUAUGUUAAUAUUAUGAUUCCCAAUUUGCCAUGUUAAUCACAUUUUGGCUAUCACUGGCAGAAAAUAUCGUGACGUGCAUCGCGAGACUAAUCUUGUUUAGCGUGUGGAAGAAGUUUUCAUUUGUUCUUUUCAUGUAACAGCCUCCAAUCAAGUCAUAAGGAACAGCAGCGGAUAUAUCACGUCUCCUUAUUAUCCAGGAUAUUACACCAAUAAUAUGAAAUGCAUUUGGCACGUGACUGUUCCUGAGAAUCACGUGAUUCUACUAGAGUUUCUGUCCUUUGCAAUCGAGUCGCAUCCAACUUGCGCUAAAGACUAUGUGGAAGUGUUUGACGGAGCCAAUGACAGAUCACAUCCUAUAGGGAAGUAUUGUGGUCACACAUUCCCGCAGAUCAUAGAAUCCUCAAGAAACAUGUUAACGCUGGUCUUCAAGUCAAAUGAGGCUAACAUCAGAACAGGGUUCAAGGCAUAUUAUCGUAGUAUACUAGGUGAGCUGUGCAGAUAUCACUCUACUUAUAAAGCUAAUCAUAGCAGUGAAACAGCUCUGAUUCGAGUACAGGAUGAUAUCCUCAAAGCCAUCGAUAGUCAUCGCGUUGUUUUGCUUUUGCUAUUGGAUCUUUCUGCAGCCUUUGAUACGGUUGAUCAUGAAAUUCUUCUAGGAAGACUCUCCUCUAGGUUCGGUAUCAAAGGAAAAGCCUUGGAUUGGCUACGAUCUUACCUUACAGACCGUACUCAGCUUGUGAAAGUAGACGACGCUUCAUCCACGGUACGACCCCUUCAUUGCGGUGUGCCUCAAGGGUUGGUCCUAGGCCCCAUGCUUUACUUAUUGUAUACAUCUCCACUGGGUGAUAUUGUUCGUGAGGAUGGCUUGUCGUUUCACUUUUAUGCUGAUGACUCGCAGCUUUAUACAUCUUUUGCUUGCAAUGACACCUCUAAUCUAGUGGCUGCAAAACAACGUCUUGAGAACUGCGUUGCUGAUAUCAAUUUGUGGAUGACUGCCAACAAGUUAAAGCUUAACAAUGAUAAAUCAGAAAUUCUCUUUCUGCACUCCCGUUUUCGUCAUUCGUUGCCCCCUCCUACGAUUUCUGUUGGAAUGGAAAACAUCAGGCCCUCUCAACAGGCUCGCAAUCUUGGCGUGAUUUUUGACGACACAAUGUCAAUUUCACCUCAUGUUAAUACAAUAGUUAAGGGUGCCUUCUAUCACAUACGAAAUAUUUCUAAAAUAAGAAAAUACAUCAGUAAAAGUACCACAGAAAUUCUAAUUCACAGUUUCGUGAGCUCGAAGUUGGACGUUUGUAAUUCUUCUUUUUGGUGCCCAAAAACGGGACAUAGUUAAGUUGCAGUCCGUUCAGAAUGUGGCUGCUCGAAUCAUCGCCGGUCUCAAAAAACGAGAUCACAUCACCGAGACUCUAAGAGAUCUUCACUGGCUUCCUGUUGAGGAGAGAAUGGUUUUUAAAAUAGAUUUAAUAACUUUUAAAACAUUGAAUGGCUCCGGUCCCCGUUAUCUUGAAGAUAUUUCAAAAUUUUACCAUCAAUCAAGGACAUCAAGGGAUCAUUUACGCCUUGAAGAACCCAAUUUUAACAUGAAAACUUAUGGCCAGCGAGCGUUUUCCGUUGGUGCCCCCCGACUAUGGAACAAGCUCCCCUUUGAAAUUCGAGCUUGUUCUGAUGUUAAUCUUUUUAAAUCUAAGUUUGAAAACGUUUCUUUUUAAAAAGGUAUAUGACAUUUAGUUUCGUCAUAUUUGUUCUUUUUUUUCUUCCCUUUUUAAGAUGUGUAUGCUAUAAAUUUCCCAAUAUGCACAGCAGGGUUAUAUGUAAGCUUGUGCUUAAUGAUAUUCUUAUGUCCUUUUUUACAUUGUAAAGCGCUUAGAACAGCGAUGUAUAAGCGCUAUAUAAAUUCUAUUAUUAUUAUUAUUAUUAUUAUUAUUAUUACUCAUGCUGCGUAUUAACGUAUUUUAAAAAGUAAUUCAUGAAUGAAUAAACUAUUAUUGUAAUUACCUUAUCAUAUUUUUCACACGUUAUUUUUUUCUAGAUACACGGAUUUUAUAUUCCACUAAUUAACCGAGAGUGAGGUCAUUAAAGGGAAAUCUCAGACCGAGGCCUUGAUGUAUAGAAAAGGUCUGACAUCUCCCUGUAAAGACCCACCGGACGAGGUUAACAAGUUAUCUGUUAUAUGGCCUUUAUAGCGGAAUACUUAAAAUGAAUACAAUAAAAGAAAUAAAUAUUUAAAAAAAAGCACUGGAAAUAAGAAAACAAACCACAAGCCGACACAGUUUCUUUGACAAUGACAACUUUAGACCUAUUGUAGCCUGCAAUUAAUAAAAACCACUAACUGGCCAGCGUAUAACUUAAAAAUGCGUCACUUCAAUGAGUUGUACACUUGAGCCUGCGACACAGUAAUGUGACAUUGGCGGCAAAUACCGUUUUUUGACAGCUGUUUAUUGACCAUAACAUGGAUGCCCACUAUCAAGUUAAACACAGAGUGUAUGUACCUUGGACACCCACCUAGUAAUGCCCGCCGUCAGGCUCCUACGCCCGGUCAUUACAAGAAAACCUUGCCUGCUUAGCAACCAAUCAGAGGGCGCUUACUAUUGUAGCCAUAUAAUAAUGAGUGAUAAUUUGCAGCCUCAAAUGGUUGAAGGCCAUUACUGUUAUCUUAAAUGUGAUAAGAAUAUGGCAUUAUUUCUGAACUCAAUUACUCUUUUGCAGGGAAAAGGGCGUCUUGUAUUCAAGGUACUGAGUGUUUUUUUUUUUUGCCCAGUUGAUUUGACUAUGUUUGGGGAAUGGCAAUUGUUUAUUCUGUGUCAUGUGUUUAUAUUAGGUUGCCCCCGUUCUUGCAACUGUUCUAGGCUGUCAGGAAGUUACACCAGGUUUCAAGUAAAAAGCAACUCGUUGUCACUGUUACCAAAGUAUUUUCCACAAAACACCGCAGUCAUGUAAGUUACUAUAGGCGUCUUAAGAAUAUUUGCAGACUUUAUGCCUGUGGGGACAAUAUGAAACACACAGACAUUGUUGAACACGUGUUGAAUACCAUGAACUUUAAAAUCUUACUAUAAGGUGCAGUAGUUCACAGAUUUUGAAGGUGACGUUCGGUCGACCUACGAGCCACACAACAUUUCAUUCUUUCUUAAAGCCAAGAUAUACGUGUACCUAGAAAAAAUGAAGGAAAAAAGAAAACUAGAUGAUUUAAGUUGACUUCGCGAUAAGUGGGUUAUGUUAUUCUUUCAGUGAGACAAAUAAAGCACAGCUCUUAAAAUACCUUAUUUAACUUUUUGUUUCAGUCUAUUUCCUCGCAACAGAAUCUAUCGUAUUACAGAUGGUGAUUUUUCGAACAUUCAGCUUUUGGAAUAUCUGUAAGUUUAAAUCAGAAUAAUCGUUGGUCUUUUUUCAACUGCUUCUGUAGUUUUCCUUAGAUAAUUUACCUGUCUCUUUAUGUUUUUUUUUUCAGGGACGUGAGUAGCAAUGUUAUUCUACGAUUGGACAGAUCACCAUUCAAAAAGUUAAAUUCUUUGAAAACCUUGUAAGUAGUUAAGUGUAGUUGCGGCCUUUGCUUCAAUUUUUAUGGCAUAGCAACGGCGCAGUUACCCUUUCUGGCACAAAAAAAACAGAGAUAACAAGAACGCUCUUCCAGCGGUCGCGGUCUCGCUUGCUGGGAGAUUAGAUCGAGAAAUGAGAAGGAGCGAUUAAUUCUACACGAAACAGGAUGUACUCGCUAAAGGUUUUUACUUCCUACUUUAUCGACGUCCAUACUUUUUAUUUGUUUCUGAAUUGAUUUAGUACGUGUGUUGGUGACGACCAGUAAUACGUCUGCGGCCGCAGGCUAUACGCGUGUUGAAUACACGAAAAUUCAAGGGCCUCGAUUCCAGAGAAGUUACAUCAUUGCCACGGAUCAAAAAAGCGAUUUACGUGGCACUUCAUUUCAGUCAUCGCCAAAAAAAAAAACCGCAUGCUCAUCACGACACCCAUUGCAUACAAUGAAAGUUUACAACACCCGAUCAUCGCAGUUUUGCUGAUGAGAUUCUUCUUAUUUUUUUUUCUCGACCACUCAGUAGUGUUCACUUGUUCCAAAGUAAUCAACGCUUUAAAGCGAUAGAAUUCGUGGACCGACACGUUUCAGAAAAGCUCUAAAUAAUCUUUCCUAGCCUUUCUUCCCAAAACAUGCGUGGCUUUGAUUAAGCAACGAUUCUUAGUCCCAGUUUACACGGUUUCCACAAGGAACGCCUGACACAAUGAUCCCCUUUUGCGUCCUAAAUAUGACGAAAAACGCGUUGCCGAUUAUGAGUCUCACUGCUUAUGCAAGCGAGAUUAACAAGUUUAAAACACAAUUUCAAUAACAUCAAUGAUCUCUUGUUACAGCUUUAACAGUAUAUGAAAAUAAAUUAAUAACAUAAGAAAAUAAAAACGCUGGUCUUCCAGCAAUGACCUAAGCUUGCAGCACUUUUUAGGUGGAAAAGUAUUGUCAAGAAAUCGGCCUAUAUAUAUAGUUCUAGUGUGAUCGCUUUGUUUAAUUUCAAACAAAUAAAUAAAUUAACUUUUUGCUUCCCCAGGAGAAUAAACAGAAAUUUUCUUAAGCAAAUAUCAAGUGAGAACUUUGAAGGUCUGAUCAGUCUUCAAUUUCUGUAAGUUUUGGUUCCCUCUCUCGAUAUAAAGAUAGUAUUUUAUUUAUUCUUAAAGUAAUAAUGCUAAAAAAUGAAAAUAAGAUAUGUUUCGUUUGCGAAGAAUUACAAGAUCCUUACUUCCAUUAUUUCUCAGAGGAAAUUAGUGAAAAAUUUGUCACCUCAAGAGCAAACAGCCAAGAUUGCAGCAAAGGAAUUCAUUAUGUGUGCAAGGACCAACUGCUACAAGUAAUUAAUCUGAAGUGACGCGAGAGGUUAUCUUAGCUCUUGCAUGGAUCGACUUUAAGAAGGCGUUUGAUAGAGUAGAGCACCAUACUCGUGGAUAGUAUAGAGACCUGGAAGUUCUCAGAGUAUCUUAUCCUUAUCAGCGGUUAUUUAAGAUGAAGAUCUGUAAGCCCUACAGAGAGAUCUUUUUAAGUGGACUCAUUUAUAUCACCAUUGUUCGUUUUUACCCUACACUCGAACCACUUGGCAGACUACUAAACAGCUUUCCAGGGCUAUGAGAACGGAUCACAGCACAGAAACUGUCUCACAUCUUUUACAUUAGUAUAUGGCCUUCGGUUAGGUAUGAUAGAUUGAUAGAUAGGUAGGUAGGUAGGUAGGUAGAUAGUUAGCUUAAUAACCAAUACUUUGCAGCCCGAAGGCUGAAUUGCGUAUUUAAAAAUGAUCGAACUGAUAAAAUGUGUAUAUAAAACUAAGUACAAUAUAAAAGUAUAAAAAAUAUGAUAAAAGAACUAUAUAUAUAUUAUCGAUAUAGUCUAAGUAUUUAUAUAUAUAUAUAUAUAUAUAUAUAUAUAUAUAUAUAUAUAUAUAUAUAUAUAUAUAUAUAUAUAUAUAUAUAUAUAUAUAUAUAUAUAUUAUCGAUGCAGGAUCUAAUAAUAAAACUGUUCCCAAAGCGAUCUGUCUUGCAUUUAGGUACGAUGAAGUGCCUGUUGCACCUUAGGGCAUAACGUGAUGGUGCACUAAAUUGUAUUAACCUGUUCAGACGGUGUUCAGGGUCCUUUAUAAUGGUGUCAAAAGUGUUACUACACAGUCCCGUGAUCAAAUCUACAAUAGGGAAGGGCAGUCUUGGGCAUAUUAUAGACAUUGCCCGCUUCUUUACUCGCACCAACUCGUCCUUUACGUACUUUGGCAAGGCAUAAAAAAAGGCAGGUGCUGCGUACGUAAGAACAGAGCGUAUACAAGCAGUGUAAAAGGUGGACAUAUUAUGUCGAGGAAUUCUUGAUCUUUUUAACUGCACUAAAAUUAUAGACGGUUUGAAGCUUUUCUUGAUUACGUCACUAAUAUGUUCGUUCCACACUUAAGGUUGCUCGAUAUGGUCAGACCUAGUAGUUUCGCACUAGUCACUCUCUCUAGUUCUUUACCAUCUACUACAAUGGGCGCAAACUGGGGCUCAUUCCUUACAAAAGAUAUUCUGAGCUCCUUCGCUAUUGAGUUAGACUCUAUUCUGCAUAUACCACUCCGCGACCUUAUCUGCGAUAUCCUGGGCAAACUGCGGUUGCCCGUGGCAACGACUUCUUAUGCCGUCGUAUCGUCAACGUACUUCCAUACAUUAGCUAAGUUAUCAACAUCUAAGUCAUUUAUAAGUACAAGAAACAGCCAUUGGCCUAAUUUUGUUCCCUGGAGGACCCCGGAGGGCAAUGAACCCCACUCUGAGUAACAGCCCUCAGAUAAUUUGAUUCUUUGAGAACGAUUAGAAAGGAAAUAUAUGAUCCAAUUGAUAAUUCUUGUAGGCAGAUUCAACCUGCACAAUUUCUCUACGAUUAUUCUAUGAUCUAUAAGGUCAAACGCUCUUUUUAGUCAAAGAGAAUAGCUCUAACUGUGGCGCCGUUGCCAUCGGUUUCCUUGGACCAGUUGUGAAGCAUGUGUAUCAGCGCCUGGGUGGUUGAGGAAUUGGGAACAGCUCCAUAUUGGCUUGGGUCGAGCACAUCCAGAACUGCAGGCUUUACGUAAUCGAGAAUUACGCACUGCUCUGCAACGUUCGAUAGACAUGGAGUAAGGGAGACAGGCCUGAGCUGCUUCUUCAGCUCUUCAACUGGCUUCACCUUUGGUAGAGGAGACACAUCCGCGAACUUCCAGAUCUUCGGAAGAGACUGCUCAUUCAAAGAGAGAUUGAUGAUUCUGCUGAUUGGAAAGGACAAACAUUCAGCAUACUCCUUGAGCAUUCAGUUUGGUAUCCCGUCAGGACCACACGCCUUGGAAGGGUUUAACGCAGUCAUUAACUUAAAAAUACGCAUAUCCGAAACCUCCGGAAGCUCAGGCGUAUCCUCAUCGAUGCGAAGUUUGGUCAGCGGUUGGGGCAGGCGAUAUUCUUCUUGCGUUUGCAAGUUCCUUGUUGGUAAGAUUUUCAAUUCCUUCAAUAUGAAUGUGACUAGAAACGUUCCCCGACUUUAAGUUGAAACCGCGCAAGCGUUUGACCUCCUUCCACCAAACCUUGGGAUUCUCCUCCUUCAUAUGCUCGACAUUAGACUUUUAAAAUCGGGCCUUGUAUGAUUUCCUUUCACGAUUUACAGCAUUUCUGUAGAAUUUGUAGAGCAUUGAUCCCGUGCCGCCAUUGUGAAAGGCUUUCUGUCGUUUGAGGAUGAGUGAUUGAAGGUGAUCGUUCAUCCAUAGGGUGUCAGAUGUGUUAACGCGAACUCUCCUAAUGGGCAUCAGAAGGUCAAGCCCUGUAUGCAGCACCUUGUUGAAUAUGUCAAGCAUUUCCUGACAACAGUUGGUAGAGGAGAAUAACAUUGUCCAAUCAAUUGCACACAAGUAUCUACCUAGCUCAGCUUUCCUACUUUCUCGCUUGUCACACUCGAACAGAAAUCUAGAUUGUUGACGACAGUUGUCUCUUACUUUGGCCUCCACAGUACAAUGAUAUUAUGGUCAGACAGGCCAAGGGAUGGAAGCCCUGAGGAGCAACGUAAAAGCAGUCCAGGUUAGUCAGGACAUGGUCCAAGAUUGCGUCCUUUCUGGUUGGAAUUUUCACUGUUUGCUUGAGGCUGAAAUGCCUUUCGAUUGGCUUCCUGUCAAGACGAUUGAAGUCUCCUGCCACAAUAAGAGCGCAAUCAGGGAAGCCUGACUCGACAAGUUGCAGUGACUGGAACAAGUGUUCUUGCAUAAACUCGUUCUCAGCGGCAGACCAAUGUUGAUGAUAAACGCAGCUACUAUCAGGAAGGAAAACCCCCGCGGCAGGUGUUUAGGGCGUAGCUGAACCUAUAAUGCCUCGUGAUCGAGGCAGCGCGAAAGAGCGUCCAGUUGUUUGUAUCGAAUUUUACGUAGGACUGAGUAGCCCGGAAUAUCAAUGAUUGAAACAGCGAUAAAAGACUGGAGCCAUGUUUCAAUGAUAAAAGCGAGACUAACUUUGUUGCGCAACACGAAUUCACACAUUUCACUCAUCUUUGGUGAUGAGUGAGGUAUGGUACCCAACAACACGUAUACUCAGCAUCGUCAAGAUUCUAAGCGACGACAUAAAGAUGAAGUUUAAUGAUAAUGAUUAACACGUCUUCCGAAGCCAUAACUUAGAAUUCUCGGUUUUACGUUCUCCUUGUUGUCAUAACAGGUUUAGUUUGCGCAUGCCGUGUGUAUAAAACCGUCAUCGGAAAAAACUAGUUUGGUUUAAAACGAUACUGAUCUGCUGGUCAUUUUUCAAUUGAAAGAGUUAAUUCUAAAAGCAUGCUGUCUUUAUAAAAUCAUUAACGAUCAAAUUUCAUCAUAGGUAUUACAGCAGCAUAGGGGUCCAACACUGACUAGGAAUACAUUGAACACUGAGGUCUUUGUCGAGUUCCCUAUAGCCUCUGUUUCAAAUCGAGGCCAAGUGCAAGCCAUUCAGAUGAAAAUAAAACUCAUUUUUACAAGAAAGGUUUUGCAAUAAGCCUCGUUUUAAAAGAGAGAGGUUUUGAAACUUGAAUUAGGACCUACGAUAUCAACAGUAGAGCGAUCUAUUUUUUGCCCGCCUAAGUCACUCUUAAGGGCCUAGAAAAAGACAUUAGUCGUCUUAAUUAUUACUUAUAUUUUGUAUUAUACCGUUACAGGGACCUUGGAGCAAACAUUAUCGCUACAAUUAAAUCCGGAGUAUUCCAUCAUCUUACAAGCUUGAAAGUAUUGUAAGGAGUCUUUCCAUAUCACUCUUUAAAAAGUUGCUUUUACCAUCGUAUCUGCCAACAGUUCACAGAGAAUCAAUGUUAUUGUUUUGCUUUAAACAGAAGUUUGCGCUCCAACAAGAUUGAAAAGAUUGAACCAGAUGCGUUUCGAGGGUUGGGAAAUUUAACAUUUCUGUGAGUAUAUUUUCAUGUUUAUUCUUUUAUCUUCUUUGCAACGAUAAGUUUGUUUAUCAAAUAAUAUCGCCAAACUAACCGACAAAUUGCGAAAAAUGAGCUUGUCUGAUAACGCAACAUCUCUUUGAAUUCGUAUCAUGGUAUUAAAAUAACCUAGUAGUAGUUGACACUACAGCUGCCUCCGCUCUGUAUAUUUUCGGUCAAUAGUAUUCUUGCUCGUUGUGUAGCUAUUUGAAAUAUACCGAUUCAUUAUGAAGAUUUUCACAAAUAGUCCAUACAAUGGGUGAGAUAAAUAAAGGAAACGCAAGGUUUCCAUGCACAGUUUUGGUUCGAUUUGCACAGCUUUAAAUUGAUGAAAACAUUCUCAGUUUCGAGAAUAGUUUAUUCUAAACCAUAAGAAACGAUUUAGUUAGAAGUUGAAUUUUUCGCUAUUUCCCUUUCACUUUUUACAUUCAGUUCAUUUUAUUUGCCGGAAAGUAAGCCUUAGAAAUUAAAAGGACCUUUGAUGAAUUCACCCUCGUGCAUUCUAGUCUUGUUUUAAACUUUAUAGCGGAAGGACAUCUGUGAGCAGGGAAUAAGUCAGCACAGAAUUUGAUUGUAGGCGAAUUCUGUAGUCGUCCAUCUUUCUGCUAGUGAUAAGUUAGCCGUUGAUUCACUCGUCCUGCUUGUUUGGGGCUGAGACUUCUUCCGGUCAAAGAGAGAGAAAGAGUGUCUGGCAAGGUUUCCAAUCAAAGUUUUGUGGACUCGUGUCUGGCAAACUCUCCAAGUGUUUAUAUAUACACAGUUAUACGCACCUUAUAACUUCAUCUGCGCUUAACGAGUGUCUUUUGGUCCAUAACUUUCAAAACAACUGCUCCUCAGAAUGUCACUGAUAACAUGUAACGCGCAAAAGAAUUUCGAAGUACGACUGCACAAUAAAUGUCACAAAAUCUACCUAAGCGGUCCCUUUGGAAUUUUCUGUCUUUACGUCAUCCUAACCAUUUCGUACUUGCGGGCGCAAACAAAAGAAACGUCAUCAUUACCUACCGAUUCCUCGCGGCCCCUGUUCAAGCAAAUCGAGAUUUUUUUCUGGCAUACUGACUGUAUAUUUCAACUGUAAGUACUUUCUCUAAUAUACGCGCGAGUUACUAGAGUGCCCCCGCGGGGUUUCGCAUUCUGGGCGAAAUCCCUGCAGGGACAAUUAAUUAAAAAGUAAAAUAGGUUGAAAUUUUACGUGAACUAAGGCCCGUUUCGUGUGGUUACUAUAUCAGAUAUCUUCACGACAACAGCAUAAAAAGUCUUCGGCGAGUUUUCUUCAGAGGACUUCACUCAUUGCACACUCUGUGAGUAUCUUGUUUCAAUAGUAUGCUUUGCUUCUUUAAAAUUUAGAACGAAAUAAACGCUUGCUUUAGCCCUCAAUGGUUAAGCUAACACUUCAAUUGACGGAUGAUUGUUAUAGCUUUCUCUUGGUGAUUUAAAGACUCCAGAAUCUUCUCUGAGUCACCUAGUCUACAUUAGUUAAUUUAAAAAUUGCCAUGGAAUGCUUCAACAUCAAGGGCGGGAAGUGUUUUAAAAGAUUUCUGUGUAUAUCAGACAAACUUUUUUAACAGAGUAAACUGGGUAUUUCUGUGCUUUUCAUCUCUAGUUUUCUUCAAGGUAACAAGGUGUCAGGAUCUGACGUAGAUCCAGACGCCUUCAAUGACUUAAAAAACCUGAAAACCUUGUGAGUGUUCACUCUGGAUAUAAUUACGUUUUUAGCUAAGAAAUGCAAGAGUGAUUGUCUUAAUCCUUUUUGCAAAAGAACAAAUGACGAAAGUAUCAUUGAUUAGAAAUAGUUUACACAACUUUCUCAUGGCUUUCACCAAAAGCAUACCUGUGACACAUCAGGAGUUCUUGUGAUUUGCUGGUUUUCGCACGGACUGACUGUACUUGCAAUAAUUAAGACCAUAUAGCGACCGAUAUUAUAGAGCCAGAAACGGAUCAAAACGCAUCACUUACCUCUAAAGUUUUAAAGCCAAUGUAUUUAAAUAACUGGUGGAUUUACCGAUUUUUGUCUAAAGAGUGCGUUAAGGUCAAAAACAAAGUUUCUGAACCGACGAAACACAAUUCACUAGACAAGAGACCUUUCCUUUUCGAGGUUACCUUUUUUUUCAUUUGUUUGUUGCUACACUUCUCCAGUUUCAAACUGUUACACUUCCUUUAUUUAUCCAUGCUUUUAUCUAUUUCAGGAAAAUGGACCAAUUUAUUGCCUGCUGCUAUGCUAUAAAAGCCAUUCCAAACCUUAUUUGUCAAUCAGCUCAUAAUGCCUUUUCAAGUUGCGAGGACCUGAUGAAAAAUGACUUACUGCGCAUGUGCAUUUGGAUUCUCGGCACGCUAGCGUUCAUUGGCAAUGUCGCUGUAAUAAUCUCCAGAGUAAGAAUGAGAGAUGACAACAAAGUGCAGUCGUUCAUGCUUACUAAUUUAGCAUGUGCUGACUUGUUAAUGGGUGUCUAUCUGUUAAUCAUUGCCAUUAAAGACCUUCAGUGGAAAGGCGAAUAUUUCAAACAUGACGUCACAUGGAGAAGAGGAGUUGGGUGCCGGAUUGCGGGCGCACUUUCGAUGCUGUCAAGCGAGAUGUCUGUCUUAAUUUUGUUAGCCAUAACCACUGACAGACUCAUAUGCGUCGCAUUUGCAUUCAGAUUGCGUCCAAUAUCAUUGAAGUCAGCGCGUAGACUCUGUUUUGUUCUAUGGGUUAUCGGAUUUACUAUUUCCGGUAUUCCCUUGACAGACAUGUCAUACUUUUGGGAUGAGAAGCGACAUAUUGGCUUUUUUGGCAGUUCUGCAGUCUGUCUUCCGUUACAAUUUUCAAAUCAUAAUGAUGCUGGUUGGGAAUAUGCGACGGCAUUUUUUGUCACAUUCAAUGGUCUUGCAUUUUUGUACAUACUUACAGCUUAUGUUCUCAUAUUUUUCUCCAUCUUAAGCUUAAUACAGCGCAGAUCUACUGCCAAACACAUCGCAAAAACCGAAUCCACUAAAGCUACCAGACUAUUCAUAAUUGUUUUGACAGACUUUUUUUGCUGGAUGCCGGUAAUUUUGCUCAGUGUUUUAUCUUUAACUGGUAACUUUGAAGAUCCAAAGCACAAGGCUAAGGUGUGGAUAGCGGUGUUCGUCCUUCCGAUCAAUUCGUCCAUCAAUCCAAUCCUGUACACAUUUUCCACUGCUGGAGUGAGAAAGAAACUAGUAGCCGCAUUAAGAAGGAGAAAAGCUUUACGCUCUGACGCUACUGGUAAGUACUUUCUAACUGAAUUUACAACCAGCAAAUUCGUUGGUUUUUUUUUCCCCAACUUACUUGUUUAGAGUUGCUUUCAUUCCCGGCUCAUCUUCGACAGAUCCAGUCACAGAUCAAAGCGGCGCACCUAUUCUCAAACUGACAACAAAGUUAACCAACCCUUUAGUUUUUCGUUACCUUCCUCCGUGGUCAGAGGGAUGACGUUAUUUAGCAAAGAGACGUUGUAAAAUGCGUUUAGAGUAAUUCUGUUUUCUAUCCUUUGUCUUUCGAUUAACUUAUCACCGCAUACCAUUACCUAUCAAGUUGGCAACUUCCACCGGAGCAGAGACAACAGAAUGGCUGGUGGAACCACGCUGGACACUGAACAACUCUUGUCACCUGACUUCUCGCAGAUAAAGCUGCACAUCUUAAACAAAGCUGAUGGCCUACUCUGCAGCAAUGAUCUGGUUUGUAAACUAUUCUCUUUGAACCUAGCUAUAACCGUAAGGUGGUUUGUUUUUGUUCUUCGGUUUGUUUGCUAGACGUCUUUUCAGCCGGAUAGUGAAAGUUCAGCAUGAGAACAGUUUAUUUUCCUAACAUUCAAUAAUCUGAUGUAUUUAUCACAUAUUAUGAAAAGCCCUCAACGGACCUUAUUCACUAUACCUACCAUCCUUUCACACGCAUAAAGACUGAUGGAAUAAAAGCAAUUUCACGUGGUUUCCCAGUAGGCAAGCAAGUGAAAAAUUUGCCAUUACAAGAAGUCGUGGGCCAAGAUUUUCCAUUAUAGACAAAAGAAAAUGAGGAACUUUUCAUCUUAAAAAAGCUUUAAAAACGAUAGUGGCAAAUUAUGGGUGAAAGAGAUCAUUGCAAUGAUCACAAACCCUUACAGUUUAGUUUUCUAACGCCUGAUUGACUUUUCCUUUGCCCCAAAAUUAUGUGUUAUGUGUAUAAAGGUUUUUUUUCGUUUAUCUUCUGUCUCGCGAUAGUCAUUCGACUCAAUUAGCUAUUGAUCGUGGCGCAUUUCCACAGCGUAAAGCGGGUCUUCAUUAGGCGAUAGUGUCAAUUUACUGAGGAGGACUAUUAGUACCACCCUGUUUGCUAGUGAUCGAUGUAUCAAGAACCUGACUCCUGGUUGAAAGCGAAACGGGAAGAUGCACACAUGAGCGAUUGAAGCGCAUUACAAGGAUGUAAGGCUUUCAAGAACACAAACCUCAGGCGUCUCUGAACACGCAAAUUAAAGACUACUUGCUAAUCUCCUCCGUUCGGUCAUUACAGGGAAAUCUCAGACCUCGGCCUUGAUGUCUUGAUCUCGCUAUCGUCCGUUCAAUACAUCAAGGCCUCGGUCUGAGAUUUCCCUGUAAUGACCGAACGGACGAGGUUAAUAAGUUUAUUAUUAUAUGGCCUUUUCAAUAUAGACCUGAGCCUUCGAUCAAUUAAAACCAACAACUGGUCAGCGGAUAUCAGUCUUAAAAAAACACGUCACCUCAUUGAGUUUUACACUUGAGCCUGCGUGACAGUCAGGUGACACUGGUCAGCGGAUACCCCUUUUAACAGCUGUCAAUUGACCAUAUCGUUGAUUUCUAUAAGGAUGUACACUAUCAAGUUAAACACAGAUUGUAUAUGCCUUGGACACCUAGCUAAUAAUGCCCGGUCAUUACAAGAAGACAGCCAAUCAGAGCGCGCGUGCUAUUCUAGACAGAUAAUAAAGAUCGGGUAAAUUGCGUGAGACAAACGAUAAACAAAAGAAAAACCUUUAAACACAAUGAACUUUCAUAAAUAUUCUGGUGAUCAUGGUUUCAUGCGUCUCACAGUUAAAAGUUAUGCUUCCUUCGAGAAAACGUCUCGAAUGGGACAACCUAAGGUUUAUUUUUUGCAGUUUUAUCUCAUUGGUGAGGAGGAAUAUAAACGUGAGAACAAGUUGUUAUUGAAAUGCUUUCUCCCAACAAAGAAAGGUGCAUUUGACAAUGAAUGUAAGAUCUUAAAAACGCUGUCCCGUGGAAAGAACAAAAGCGGACUUCCUUUCCUAGAAUUGCGAGCAAAAGGUAACAUAUUUUAUUUCAGCGUAAUAUAAAACAUGUCUGUGUUGGCCGUUCUUGCUGUCCUGUUGAAAUCCGACAGCUCUAGUAUGUUAUUUAGGAUUUAGUACUUUAUUAGUUGAGCUUAUUAUCACGAUCAGGAGAAAAUAUAUCAUUACAAUAACGUAACGCAUAUUUUUCACUCUUCUCAGCUGAUUUCUUAAACGUAAGUUCCGCAGUAGUAGAACUUCCAACGUCCGGGGAAAAUAUAAGGUAAGUAAAGACAUCUUUUGGCAUGUGUCUUUUAGACUCAAGCCAGAAGUGUGGUUGAAUUAUGUGUAUGAAAUAAAAGUCAAAGUGAAGCAAACGUAUGCGCCGAAUCAAUAUACAAUGUAUGAAAGGACUAACUGCGAUUAAUGGACAGAAAAGGCCUCGUAAAAUGAGAAAUUAUUAUGCUUGAAGUGUGAAAUAUUCCUUCAAUACAAAACGUUUUUGUUUUCAGUAAUUACACACGCAAAUAAUAAGAAACUCUUCCGUCGUUUGUUGUAAACAAUCUCUUAAAUGUUGAUUUUUGGUUUUAAAAAAACUGGCACGCGAGUAACCGACGCUGUUAGCGGAUAAAGUGGAGUCAGCUACAUCCUUCAGGCCUUCAUGUUAACCAUAAUUACUUAACAGAGCUGUGUCACCUUUUUUCGGUAUUACUUUAAAACAUUUAAAACACAUUAAACACGUUCUAAAAUAAAUUGGGAUAUUCUAAAGUUGUGUUUUUGGGCAGAAAUGGAAAAAAUGUACUUAAAUGUAUAUUUUUUCCAAAGUCAAAUUUACGAAUGUCAGGUUUUCGGAAAAAUUAAUCAAAUUUUGUAGGUUUAACAUCAACACCAUUCUAAAAGGAAAUAGCUCCUGUUACAGGUCUCACAGAAUUUCCUGCACCCUUCCUAUUCAUGUAAACAUUUAUCUGUAUUCAAAAUUAUUCUCUAACACUAAAUCUAACUAGGGCAAACUUUUUCAAGUUUACCUCCUUUUUUGAAAAAUGACCAAAAAAGCAGCCAUGCUUUGUUUUCCGCGUUAAAAAGAUUCAUUUGAUAUCUUUAUUAUAUAAAAUGUAAGUGAGAUUAUAAGCCUGCCUCUUACGACACAAAGAGUAUACCCAGCCAAGCUUAAAUUAGAAAAAAAUAGUACCUGUGUUUAGAUAUGACGACGAACUUGAUGGGAAUAAUUAUAGACCAAUAUCACUUUUGCCUAAUUUUAACAGAACUUUUGAAAAGUUAGUUUAUUCUAAGAUGAUCACUUUUGUCCAAGAAUAUGAAUUAUUUUAUCAGGCCCAGUAUGGCUUUCGUAAAUCACAUUCUACGCAAAACAUGCAAUAAAAAUAUCUUAUUGGACGGUUUAGUGUGUAGUAUCGGCUCUUGUAUUUUCUCAAAAUACAAAAGCAUAACGAGAAUGCGUGACAGACCGUGACUCCUUUGCAAGUCCCAGUUUUCGCGCGCUUUAUGCAACGUUGUUGCUGAUUAGUCAGAAACGAAAACUUGUGAAACUGGUGUAGUCUAGUUUACUCAGUAAGUUUUCUUCCGCCCUUCGAGGCUCUAUCUUUCAGACAUUUGCUAGAAAAACAGGCUUAUAAUGGUCUUUCGGUUUUUCUGUAAAACCGCCACUGCAAGAAGAUAAACUAAGCAGAGGCAAAUUGUGAUGAAGAUGAAGAUGAAAAUUCUCCCACAGUUCAAGGAGUUUCAAAGAGCUACUCGAAAACAACCGACCUGAAACCGCAUAUUCGCCGAGAAUAAUGCCAUCGAAAAGUCUUAGAGAACGUCUUAGAGAACUAGAAGUGAAGACUGUUCAGUUCCUCGGCGGUGAUUGUAACUUAAAUGACGUUGUUUGUUUCACUGUUUGUCGCCAUCACCAUCUCUGUUUACACACAUUCAGGUCUGUUUUCAUCUUCUCUGUGGUAUUUUGAGCUUAUAACGUUUGUACGUUUGUGACCAUGUGUAAUAAAUGUCGACAUUUCAUUGUUUUUCAGGCGACUUUGCUCUAAAAACUCGAUUUUACUUAAGCUUAACAUUUGGCUCCUAUACUUUAUUUUCUUCGAAAAGCGAUGUAUUUUCUGACAUGUGCGACGAUUGUAGAGAGCGGGUCAAACCGGUCUUCUAGAGUGGAAAUACCAUGAAAUAUUUGUACUCUACUGACUGAAGUUGAAUAAUAGCGGAGCACUCGCGCGCGCGAAGCGCGCCCAGCAGAGCACCAUGGGUAAGAAAAUUUGUUAAAUCUAUGCAUACAAGGAAUUUUGGUUCCGCGGAGAAAAUCGUCCGUAGGUACGUCCAUCCCUUCAUGUAAGCCGGAUGAAAUUUGGUGUUUCAAGCAUCCGCGCGUUUCGGCGGUAAAUCGCAUAGCUUCCCGGCCUUUUAGAGAUAAAAAAACAACAACAGAAGCCGAUUCUUUCUUUCGACUUAAUUUCAAUGUCUACAUUGACGUGGAUAACAGACAAAGAGCUAGAACGAGAGAUAAAAACCAAAGGAGACCAAUUUCGUCGGAAGAAAAACGUAAAAAUUUUAUAGCGGCUGUAAGAAAAAGGGGAAAUGCUAGCUGCCAUUAAGAUGAAAAUGAGCGGCAGCGAAAAAAAGUGAAGAGGAACACAUACAGAAUUUCCUCCAUAAAACGUGUAACUAGGAAGUUUCUGGAAUUUUCACGCUGUAGUCGUGCAAAACAACGGCAAAGAAAUAUACAAAAAAAAGCGUGUAAAGUUGUUUUUAGCUAAUUAGAAAAAAGUGUGCUGCAUGUGCAAAUUUUUUUUGCUAAUUAAACCUACUGAUUUUUUUGGCCUGUUUUCGUUGCCUUCGCCCCUUGGCGUUACACGAUUUUGUAGUUUGUUUAGUAAACUAUAGAUAUUAACGAGAGCUGCGCUUUUAACCCUGGCUAAAUCUAUAUAUUGAAAACUAAUAUGGAUAAAGACUUCUUCUCGUGUGGUUUUUUUAUUGAUUCAAUGUUAUUAAACAAAUUGGACCAUUACGGCUUCCGCGGAGUAAUUAGUGAUUCUAUUUGUUUUAUUUAAAAAACAGAAUCCAAAAAUUAUGAACUUAAAUGUCAUAUAUCUAACAAGGCUGCAAUGACGUGUGGCGUGUCUCAGGGCUCUUUCCUUCGACCUCUCCUAUUUUUAUUAUACGUAAACGACACACAGUACUCCUCGGACAAAUCCAGUUUCUACCUUUUUGCUUAUGAUACAAAUAUCCUCUAUGCUGAUAAAAACAAAAUCUCUUGAAAUUGUUGUAAACUGUGAACUUUGUAAGGUAUAUAGCUGGCUUACUGGGAACACGUUUAUCCUUAACAUAAAAAAAUCUAUGUUAUUUUCCGACCUUAUCGAAAAAAAUUGUGAUAUAUGAUAAUGAACCUGGCAAACUAGUUAACCUUGAAUGCAAAGAGUAUGUGAAAUACCUUGGGGUGUUAAUAGACUGCAGUCUAUAAGCUGGAAAUAUCAUAUCAGUCGAACACAUUGCGGUGAAAAUGAGUAGAUCAGUUGGUAUUAUUACGAAACCUAGGCAUUUUGUGCCACCAAAUACUCUACUGCGCAUCCAUCAAUCCUUACUGUUGCCCUAUUAUAUAUUAUGGACUAACAGCAUGGGGAAUUGCGAGUAAAUCCUACAUGACGAAAAUUUUAAACCAAAAACGAGCAGUUAGAGCUGAUAUUCUACCACUAAAUUCUCUUUAUUACAAAUCCGUCUGUUGUUUAAUGCAUGACAUCGAAAGGUACCCAGUAAGAUUUUAAACCUAUUCAGCGGUACUACAAGUAUUCAUUCUUAUAACACUCGGUCUUCCUCAUCAAAUAUCUAGGCUAGAUAUCCAAAAGAGAGCUUUUUCAAGAGUAGGAGCUAAAAUUUGGGAUGAGAUACCAGCAUCAUUACCGUAAGAGAGCUCCCCAAAAACACUUCAAAACGAAACUCAAAGUCUUUCCUUGUUGAUAUUCUAAGGAAACAUGAUGACUGUAUAAUGAUAUUUUCCAAGUUACCUGUGGUCUAAAAACAUAAAAAUAGAUAAGUUCCUUCAUUCGAACUUACUUAAUGAAACUGAACUCACAUCGGUAUCUUAAAUUAUGUAAACUAACAAAACUUGGGUAAGUAAUCGAGUCCCUCAUUGUAAUGUUUUAACGUGACUGUUCCGUUCAAAAUCAAAUCAGCACCAUGUGUAAAUACAGGUACAGAGCUUUCAUAUGAAUGGUCACAUCACAGAGGAAUCGUCCGCAGUCUCAAAAGUUAGAGUCACCUUACAAAACUCCAUCAAACACUAUGGUGGUGAAAGAGUUAAAAGCAAAAAGGGCGCGUUCGAUUGACCGUAUUCCGAAUAGAAUGCUUGGAAUAAACUUUGAAACUCGCUUAUUUUGGCUUUCAAAAUCUAAACAUCUCGGGGGCAUUAAUAAUUAAGAUGAAUGAGCAUUCUAAUGGUCCAAAAAAUUGCAGUUGAAGAGAUUUGUAAAAAAAAAAUGUUGACGAACUGUCUUUAUUCCGGAAAACGACAAAUCGAACGCAUCUUAAAAAGAGGAAUGGGCGUUGUAUCAGUAUGUGGCAGGUAGAGAUAAGAAAAGUGGUGUUUACAGAUUAUACUUUAGGCAUGCUCGUCUUUUCUAUUCAUUUUUAGCGUUCUGUGCUUUUCCUUUGUGGACGGUAUCUCGCUCUUGAAUUGGACGAAAACAAAUGAUUCAUCAGAAAACCUGGAUCUGGCUUACCAAUUUGCUUAUGACGUCAUCAGCGCUUUGGAGUUCCUUCAUGGCAACGGGAUUAAUCACAAUGACAUUACACCAGCAAACAUUUUGUUAAUAAAGAAGCCGGGAGUAAGUACUUUUACACAGUUGCUAGAUGAAGGGGCUCUCUAAAACAGUUCAAGACGGCCCGAAAUGGCCGGAAUACUAGUACCAGUAGGACGACAGAGCGCUGGCCUGCAGAGCGGGCUCUAUUCAAUACCCAGGAUCUUUAAAUAACUCAAUGCGGAACCUGACUCCUCUCCAGUCGUUCCUUUUUGGAUCGCACAUGGAGAAUGGAACGCGGGAAGGGUGACCGAGGAGAGCUCGAGGAGUGAAGUCCUAACCUCGCUUCUCUCGCUAAUAUUAAUAGGAGACUAGCUGAGAGACGAAUGGGAACAAGCCAGGGCCGGAACAAAUACGGCUCUGCAAACCGUGGCUAGGCCUCCGCGUGACUGGGAUGACCACGUAAAUGGUGGUCCCGUCUUCAAUUAAGAGAGGUGGAAACAAUAUUCUCAGUUUGUACUUGUGUGACCCAUACAUUUAAACUUAAUUGAAGUACGUUUUUUUCAUACUGAUUUACGUGUUGCGGAUGGAAUUUUUCGUUAGCUAACUGCAGGACCGGUCGCUUUAAAAACAGCAACGGAAACAAAAUCAGUUACUUUACAAGUAACCAAAUGAAAAAAAGUGACCUAUAAUUUCUAUGUUAGUGGUCACACACUCACAGGUUAACUGAAAAAAAGAGUUCUUAUUUGUUCCUUAAUAACUUUUAAUUAUGGUCAUUUCCUUCCAUCUUAUUACAGAUGCCACCUUGGAAAGCAAUGUUAAUAAACUUUGAUCGUGCUUCUAAGGAGGCAAGUCAUGCGACAGACUUGAAAGCCUUUUGUCAUUUGCUGCGAUGGAUGACUGAACAGUGCAUCUCUGAAAACGGGGAGGUAACUUCUCAUUUUUUUAUGAACUACGAGAACGGGAGACUCCAUUUUGGGCCUUAAUUUUAUACUUAAUAGACCUUUGUCACGCGGCAGCCAUUUGGUCCCAAGAGAUUAAAAACGUUUUGUAUUUACACGGCUAGCCUCUCAGUGAGAACGAGACUAGCCGUGCAAAUACAAAGUCUUUUUAAUCUCCUGGGACCUCCUUAUGCAUGCUCUGUUGUCCAUCCCCUUCCAGCAUUUCAACUGCAGCGCCUCCAAAGGCUACAAAAUGCAUGCGCUGGAUUUGUCACAAGAAGGUUCGCAGGAGUGGAGGACGCUGCAAAGUUGAACUGGCUUCCAGUGAAUACGAACGUUGAACUAAAUAUAAUUAACUUAGCUCAUAAGUCGCUAUAUGAUGAAUCGUUUUCUGAAUAUCUUAAGUUAAAUUUACACAAGGUUAGUGCUUAUCUUCGAUUGCGCCUGUCCUUUCUAUUCCGAGAGAAUCAGGGACAUUUCAGCACUCGGCAGGAACUAUUUUUAAUAAACUCCCUGUAGCUAUUAGAAACAUAGCUGAGUACAAUUCCUUAUGUCGUAGAGUAAAGAGACACCUUUUAUGUACUUGUAACGAACCUUAAACAGAAAACACAACUGUAAAUAUGUAUACUCCUAUAUUUUUUUAUUGUAUUUUUAUUUUUAUUAAUUUUUUCGAUUAAUAUUGUAGAUUUAUAGUGUAGAUAUAGUAGAUGAAGAACCUCACUUAGCUGGAUACUCGGCAAUAAACCAUUAUUAUUAUUAUUAUUAUUAUUAUUAUUAUUAUUAUUAUUAUUAAAAUGGCCGCCGCGUGAAGCGUCAGAUUGUCAAAUUUCAAGUAGUUAGCUAACAUCUUGUAGGGUUAAAUACCCAAGACAACUAUUAGGUUUUGGGUUUCUAAUGUCAAAUACGUAAAACAUCUACAACUAAAUCCAUCCAACAAUACACAUUCUCGGAUUUUUGUAUGCUACAUUUCCCUCCAACCUAUGGCGUAUAUAUAGAGGGGGUUUUGAGUUUCUCAGGACCUCUGGUGUUACCCCUUUAGGAAAGUUAGUCACAAACUAACGCCUGAAGCCCUAAGUUCGUCAAAUUGAAUAAAAUAACCGUAUAAAGCUUACCAAUUAAACAUAAAUAUUGCAAUAAGAACAAGGACACCCAUUCUAAUUUCGAGGAAAAACUGAUUGACUCUCGAUAAAGGAGGUUUCGAUUUCGUUCACUUUGCCCAUGCGCCACAGUUGAAAGCACCGUAAUGCGGACAGCUUAGAGAAACAGGUAAUCUUCCACAUUACAGGUUAAUAAAGCGUAUUUGAUAUAGAGGAAUGGAAUGCGAGGUAUCCGUAUUAUAGAGUUGUUCACGUACCGUAUUUAUUCGAAUAAGCGCCCAGCCUCGAAUUAGCGCCUACCUCGAAUAAGCGCCCAUGCUAAAGGCAGAAAAAAUUAAUAAGCGCCCAGCCUCGAAUAAGCGCCCACCUCACCUCACUUCCUCCCACAAAAACUCCAAUAAGAGAUAAUAAGAGACCCUCCCGAAGACGGAGUUUUCUUCAGAGUAUUUUACAGAAACCUUGCUUUGCUACAUCUUCGCUUUUUGUUAGUACCAUUUACUGUUUUGUUGCAAAAUAAACUACUACACUUGUUGAGAAUGGUGAAAAUUUAAUAAGCGCCCAGCCUCGAAUAAACGCCCACCUCGAAUAAGCGCCCACUCUCAAGGUCCAAAAAUUUAAUAAGCGCCCAGGGCGGUUAAUCGAAUAAAUACGGUAUUUAUGUACUUGUGUUUUUUAAAGGACAAUCCAUAUUUGUUUUUUACAAUAGGUUAAAUCCUCAUUCCAUGAAUGGCUUGACGGAACCGCAGAAGAGAAUCUGACGGCAUCUUUGCUCCGUCAACAACUCGAGAUGUCCCGCGAAAUGUACUUUAUGGACACAAGGCUUUAAUUCUUUUAAUCGACGCACUGUUUACAUUGUUUUUGUAGAAGGCCCUCUGGGUUCCUGGCAAGGCUCAUUUCCUGGAAUAAACGUUCACGUUCCUAUAAGCGUCCCCCCUGAUGUUCAAACAAGUACACAGACUGAAGGAGCAAGCGGUUAUAACUGUGAUCGACUCAACGAAAAUUUACAAAUGACAUUUUUCAAGAGUAGUUAUUGUUUUCAAACUCUGAACAAUAGUUGAACGUGUAAAUUACACUUUACACUUUGUAUGUCAGCGGUCAUUUUUGUUUAACUCAAGACAACCGUUCGGUUUGUUCGGUCCUCAAAUUACAAAAAGGGAAAAAGUAGAGACACAAUUGAUUUUCAUUACUACAUAGCACCCAGC